AUGGAGGCUGGUGUUUUCCUUCUGUCCAUACUGUAAUCCAUUUGACCUUUGGAAUAUGGGAACCAGAUGCCCCAACCCAGAUCUCUCUCUCUCUCUCUCUCUCUCUCUCUCUCUCUCUCUCUCUCUCUCUCUCUCUCUCUCUCUCUCUCUCUCUCUCUCUCUCUCUCUCUCUCUCUCUCUCUCUCUCUCUCUCUCUCUCUCUCUCUCUAAUUCAAUUUAUUGGCAUGGGAAACAUAUGUUUACAUUGCCAAAGCAAGUGAAAUAGAUAAUAAACAAAAGUGAAAUAAAAAAUGAACAGUAAACAUUACACUCACAAAAUAAUAUACAUUUCAAAUGUCAUUAUGUCUAUAUACAGUGUUGUAACAAUGUGUAAAUAGUACAAAAGGGAAAAUAUAAAAAUAUAAAUAUAGUUUGUAUUUACAAUGGUGUUUGUUGUUCACUGGUUGCCCAUUUCUUGUGGCAACAGGUCACAAAUCUUGCUGCUGUGAUUGCACACUGUGGUAUUUCACCCAAAUAGAUAUGGGAGUUUAUCAAAAUUGGAUUUGUUUUCAAAUUCUUUGUGGGUCUGUGUAAUCUGAGGGAAAUAUGUGUCUCUAAUAUGGUCACACAUUUGGCAGGAGGUUAGGAAGUGCAGCUCAGUUUCCACCUCAUUUUGUGGGCAGUGUGCACAUAGCCUGUCUUCUCUUGAGAGCCAGGUCGGCCUACAGCGGCCUUUCUCAAUAGCAAGGCUAUGCUCAAUGAUUCUGUACAGUCAAAGCUUUCCGUAAUAUUAGGUCAGUCACAGUGGUCAGGUAUUCUGCCACUGUGUACCCUCUGUACUGUUUUUUAUUAACUACCUGACACAUUGGAAAUAAUUAUCUUUUUGUAUUCUCAUGAUUUGGUUGGGUCUAAUUGUGUUGCUAUCCUGGGGCUCUGUGGGGUCAGGACCGGCUUGCUUAGGGGACUCUUCUCCAGGUUAAUCUCUCUGUAGAUGAUGGCUUUGUUAUGGAAGAUUUGGGGAUCGCUUCCUUUUAGGUGGUCGUAGAAGUUAACGGCUCUUUUCUGGAUUUUGAUCAUUAGCGGGUAUCAGCCUAAUUCUGCUCUGCAUGCAUUAUUUUGUGUUUUACGUUGUACAUUGAGGAUAUUUUUGCAGGAUUCUGAAUGUGCAGUCUCAAUUUGGUGUUUGUCCCAUUUCGUGAAUUCUUGGUUGGUAAGCAAGACCCCAGACCUCACAACCAUAAAGGGCAAUGGGUUCUAUAACUGAUUCAAGUAUUUAUAGCCAGAUCCUAAUUGGUAUGUCGAAUUUUAUGUUCCUUUUGAUGGCAUAGAAGGCCCUUCUUGCCUUGUCUCUCAGAUCGUUCACAGCUUUGUGGAAGUUACAUUUUACAAUUUAGUCAUUUAGCAGACGCUCUUAUCCAGAGCGACUUACAGUUUUAGUGAGUGCAUACAUUUUUUAUGUAUUGAUGUUUAGGCCGAGGUAUGUAUCGUUUUUUGUGUGCUCUAGGGCAACAGUGUCUAGAUGGAAUUUGUAUUUGUGUUCCUGGACAUGGACAUUUUUUGGAACACCAUUAUUUGUGUCUUACUGAGAUUUACUGUCAGGGCCCAGGUCUGAUAGAAUCUGUGCAGAAGAUCUAGGUGCUGCUGUAGGCCCUCCUUGGUUGGGGACAGAAGCACCAGAUCAUCAGCAAACAGACAUUUCACUUCAGAUUCUAGUAGGGUGAGGCCGGGUGCUGCAGACUGGUCUCGUGCCCUCGCCAAUUCGUUGAUAUAUGUUGAAGAGGGUGGGGCUCAAGCUGCAUCCCUGUCUCACCACACGGCCCUGUGAAAAUAAAAUUGUGUUUUUUUUGCCAAUUUGAACCGCACACUUGUUCUUUUGUGUACAUGGAUUUUAUAAUGUCGUAUGUUUUCCCCUCCAACACCACUUUCCAACAAUUUGUAUAGCAGACCCUCAUGCCAAAUUGAGUCAAUAUUCUUUGAAAUCACAAAGCGUGAGAAGACUUUGCCUUUGCUUUGGUUUGUUUGUUUGUCAAUUAGGGUGUGCAGUGUGAAUACGUGGUCUGUCAUGUGAUAAUUUGGUAAAAAGACAAUUUGACAUUUGCCCAGUACAUUGUUUUCACUGAGGAAAUGUACGAGUCUGCUGUUAAUGAUAAUGCAGAGGAUUUCCCCAAGUUUGCUGUUGACGCAUAUCCCACGGUAGUUAUUGGGGUCAAAUAUGUCUCCACUUUUGUGGAUUGGGGUGAUCAGUCCUUGGUUCCAAAUAUUGGGGAAGAUGCCAGAGCUAAGGAUGAUGUUAAAGAGUUUAAGUAUAGCCAAUUGGAAUUUGUUGUCUGUAUAUUUUAUCAUUUCAUUUAGGGUACCAUCAACACCACAGGCCUUUUUUGGGUUGGAGGGUUUGUAUGUUGUCCUGUAGUUCAUUCAAUGUAAUUGGAGAAUCCAGUGGGUUCUGCUAGUCUUUUAAUAGUUGAUUCUAAAAUUUGUAUUUGAUCAUGUAUUUGUUUUUGCUGUUUGUUCUUUGUUAUAGAGCCAUGAUUUCUGACGUACUUUUCCUUAUUUUUCUGUAGUGUAUUUCUCUAUUGUUUUAGUGAUUCACCAUAGUGAAGGCGUAGGCUCAGGUUUUCUGGGUCUCUAUGGUUUUGGUUGGAUAGGUUUCUCAAUUUCAUUUUUAGGUUUUUGCAUUCUUCAUCAAACCAUUUGUCAUUGUUGUACAUUUUCUUAGGUUGUCUGCUUGACAUUUUUCAAUUUGAUAGGGAAGCUGAGAGGUCAAAUAUACUGUUUAGGUUUUCUACUGCCACAUUUACACCUUCACUAUUACAGUAAAACAUUUUGUUCAGGAAGUUGUCUAAAAGGAAUUUGUUGUUGCCUAAUUAUUUUUUGGUAGGUUUCCACACUACCUUCCUUCCAUCUAUAGCAUUUCUUAAUAUUAUGCAGUUCCUUUAGCUUUGAUGCCUCAUGAUUGAGUAUUGCUCUGUUCAAGUAUACUUAUUUUGCUGUGAUCUGAUAGGGGUGUCAUUGAGCUGACUGUGAACACACUGAGAUUGGGUUGAGGGUUGAGGUCAGUGAUAAAGUAGUCUACAGUACUACUGCCAAGAGAUGAGCUGUAGGUGAAUCUACCAUAGGAGUCCCCUCGAAGCCUACCAUUGACUAUGUACAUAUCCAGGUGCGACAGAGCUGCAGGAGUUGCGACACGUUUUUGUUGGUUAGGUUGUCGUAGUUGUGCCUAGGGGUUUACCUCUAACUGCAGCUGCUGUAACUCCCAGCCCUGUAACAACUAACGUAGGAUCAGUUCUCCCUACACCAGUCAUAUGCUUAAAGUAACAGGUCACCCUAUAAUCAAAAUUAAUCCGAUGUUUUCAUACCUCAGGGCCUGUAUUUAUCAAGCGUGCUGAUCUAGUAUCAGGUCCUCCCUGUCAAAAAUAACAUGAUUCAAUAUAAUCAAAAAGGCUAAACUGAUCCUAGAUCAGCACUCCAAACCAUUAUAAAUGCAGGCUCUGGUCUAAAGUGGCAUAAAGUUGAGUCCAUCCUCUUCACCAUCUGUUGAACAGACCAUUACCACAGUGUGAGUCAUAAUACCCAUAAAACCUAGCUGUCAAACAGGGAAAUGGUUCCAAUUGUUUUUCCACCAUUAACUUUUCCCAUAGGGGAUUGUAGAAACACUUCAAAUAAGGAAUGUGUUUCGUGUAGGCUUACCCUGGCAUGACGUUUUGAUAACCGUGUAAAUCUCUCUCGGACAAGGUGACUUUUAUCAAUAUAUUCGCCUGUAUUUACACCCCAAAAAUGAAAUACUAAUUAGCUGCUAAUGCUGCUAUCAUAAAGAACUACAAAUGUCAUGAUGAUCUGGACGAGACUGCCGAAUCGAGGCAAAGCUAAGAAUCUCUGGAUUAACUGAUGUUAGCUAAAUGUAGUAAUUAAUAAAUUGUCAAAAUGUAUUUAAAUGGACAAUUAUGUGAACUGUUAUGUUUAAGUUUUAAAUGGACACUACCUGUUAGCAAAGGUGUCAGCUAGAGAUGAUGUGCAGGAGCUUGCAAGGAUUUGUAGUUUUACAUGUCUACUUUGAUGCUAAUUAGCAGUUUUGAAUCUGAGCGUAAAUAGAGCCGAAUAUAUUGAUAAAAGUCACCUUGUCCGAGAGAGAUUUACACGGUUAUCAAAACAUCACGCCAGGGUAAGCCUACACGAAACACAGACCUUAUUUUAAGUGUUUCUAAAAUCCCCUAUGGAAAAAAAGGCAUGGUGGUAAAACGAUUGGGACAAUUUCCCUAUUUGACCGCUAGGUUUUAUGGGUAUUAUGACACCUCCACUGUGGAGCUCUACUGUAGAGAAUUUGAGGCCCCCAUCUUGGUGGUGUAAUUUUUUUUUAGCAGUUUAAAGCACAUUUCCUGCAAUUCUACACAUUUUGACAUGCAGCCGAGAGAAAGUAUUGCAGUUUUAAGGCAAAUUUCCUGUGAUUCUAUAUAUUCUGCCAUGGCUAAUGCUGUGUUAUUUUGCUCAACAUAAUAAAAAAAUCAGUACUGCUAAAUUCUAGGGCUGUGACAAUACCAGUAUUGCGAUAUUUUUUUCCAUGGGAAAAAUGAAAACAUGAACCAGACCAAAUUCUUUAGUCCUUUAUAAACCUGCUGUAUGUAAAAUAUUGUGUGAUAUAGCUUGGAAAAUAAAUAAAUGUGACUCUGGAUGAGAGCAUAUGGCUGUUUUCCGAAGAAGUUAAAUCUGCUUCGCGUUUUCUUUCCUUGCCACGAUUCUAACGAGUAUUGCGACAUUGGUAUCGCCCUGGCCCUACUAUACUGAUCAAAAAUAUAAAUGCAACAUGUAAAGUGUUGGUCCCAUGUUUCAUAAGCUGAAAAAAAAAUAUCCCAGAAAUGUUCCAUAUGCACAGAAAGCUUAUUUCUCUCAGAUUGUGCACACACAUUUGUUUACAUCCCUGUUAGUGAGCAUUUCUCCUUUGCCAUGAUAUUUUAAUCUAUCCACCUGACAGGUGGUUAAACAACAUGAUCAUUACACAGGUGCACCUUGAGCUGGGGACAAUAAAAUUACACUCUAAAAUGUGCAGUUUUGUCACUCAAUACAAUGCCACAGAUGUCUGAAGUUUUCAGGGAGCGUGCAAUUGGCAUGCUGACUGCAGGAAUGUCCACCAGCGCUGUUGUCAGAUAAUUGAAUAUUAAUUUCCCUACCAUGCAUUGAUGUCAGAGUGGUUAGAGCAGGGGUGUCAAACGUACGGCCCGCGGGCCGGAUCAGGCCCGCAAACGGGUUUAAUCCGGCCCGCGAGAUGAUUUUGAAGAAAAAAAAAAGAAAAAUUUUUUAAUUAUUAUUUUAUUUUUUAUUUUUUUAAGUAUAAAAAUGCGCUGCAAUUUUUCAAUAAAAUAAACUGCUGUUCCAAUUGCGUCCACUGGAUGGCGCAAUAGCAAUUGUGUUAAGCAAGCAAACUGUUUAUACCGGGGCAGAGCAAGUAGGUCAAGCACGUGCAGCCAAUGAGCUACUUUUUUUUUUUCUUUUUUUUUCUUAUUAUUUUUUUUAUAUUUUUUUUUUGGAAUGCGAACAUACUUUAUUAGAGUACUUACACAACUAACAAACAACAAAACGAUACGUGAAGUCCUUGGUAACAAACACAAACCAACACGGAACAAGAUCCCACAAUACACUGUGCCAAACAGGCUGCCUAAGUAUGGUUCCCAAUCAGAGACAACAAGCAACAGCUGAUUCUCGUUAACUCUGAUUGAGAACCACCCCGGCCAACAUAGAUACACAUGAACUAGAUCCUAACAUAGAAACACAAACACAUAGAAUCUACACACCCUGGCUCAACAUAUAAGAGUCCCAGAGCCAGGGCGUGACACCUAUUUCCCAUACCCCACCAUACCAUGAGACAUGCAUGUCUUCAUCACUGGAAAAAAUUAUACUGUCAAUCCUCCAGAGAAACCUGUUCAAAUCCAUCCUCCAGAGGAAACCUGUUCAAAUCAAUCCUCCAGAGGAAAACUGUUCAAAUCAAUCCUCCAGAGGAAACCUGUUCAAAUCAAUCCUCCAGAAGAAACCUGUUCAAAUCAAUCCUCCAGAGGAAACCUGUUCAAAUCAAUCCUCCAGAGGAAACCUGUUCAAAUCAACCCUCCAUAGGAAACCUGUUCAAAUCAACCCUCCAGAGGAAACCUGUUCAAAUCAGAUAAUACAUUAGACAAGACCAUUUUGAAGUUGACAUUCAACAUCGGGUGGACCGGCAGCCAUCUUAUUUUUAUUUUUUUUUUUUUUUUUUUUUUAUUUAUUUUUUGCUCCUGAACUACUUCUACUCUCAACCUCUCCGAUCAUUUUCAUGAUGUCCAUCCGGUUUGCUUCUAAAUGCCAUAUCUUUCUAACUGUGCUCUUUCCCAAAAGCUCCCAACAUACAACCUAUAUACUUAUUAUGGACACAGUAUGCUUACAUUAUUAGCUAUCUUUGUUAUUAUUUGUUGUUAUUUGUUAUUAGUCCCAUCCUUCAACUCUAUUCAAUACCUCCCAUCUAUCUCUUAACACCAUCCAUAUAGGAUUUCUAUUUGCCAUAUAUAUUUCAACCGUACUGUGAUGUUUUACAAAAGUUCUGAACCUUUCUAUUCUCAUUGCUUCUACAGAUUGUGAAUUAAAAAUAAACAUUUUUGCUAAAAGUAUUAUUAUAUUAUUGAUUGAUUGACUAUGACUUUUCAGAUCACCCAGUAAUGCUAUCUGCAAGGUUAGUUCCAGGUAAAUAUUGCAAUCCUUUAGCCAUUCCUGGACCUGUGUCCAAAAACAAGCUACAAAUGGACAGAACCAAAACAAAUGAUCUAAUGAUUCUAUCUCUUCACAGCAAAAUCUGCAGAGCUGGGAAGAUUGUAUCCCCCAUAUAAAUAACAUUCUAUUGGUAGCAAGAAUUUUAUAUAAUAAUUUAAAUUGAAAGAUUCAAAUUUUUGAAUCCUGUGUCGUUUUGCGUGUCAGUUCAUAAACACUAUGCCAUGGGAUCGGUACGUCAAAGAUCUCUUCCCAACUAUUUUGCAAUCUAUAUGGGACGGCUGUCAAUCCUUUGGUCCUUAAGUGAAACUGAUAUACUUUUUUAUUUAUCACAGUUUUCCUUAACCAAUUAUGUUCUUUAAUGCAAGGCCGACAGACAAGUUCCUUACUUUCUCCCCCUUCAACUUUCCUCUUCCACUUUUGCGGUCAAUGAGCUACUUUGUUUUGCCCGCGAUAUUUAUUACGGCUUCUACUUUUAACAUUAUGUGCUUUGGCACCCUCAUUGCCCCAAUAUGUCUCUGUCAAAAAAGAGAAAAGUGGACGCAGAGUGCAGAGUGUUCCAAGAAAAAUGGUCAUCCUAUUUAAUCACGGAAUUGAAUGGGAAAGCUGUAUGUUUGGUGUGUUCAGAGCAUGUUGCAGUGCUGAAAGAAUAUAACCUUCGUCGCCACUAUGUGAGUCUUCAUGCCGACAAAUAUGACAACUUUCAAGGACAGCGGAGAUGAGAGAAGGUGAAUGAACUGUUGGCUGGUCUGAAGAAACAGCAGUCUGUGUUUACUCACAGCCGAGACAUCAGUGACGCUGCAGUGAAAGCUAGCUACCUCAUUGCUAAUGAAAUCGCAGUGGCUUCAAAACCAUUUAGUGAGGGUGAAUUUGUAAAAACAUGCAUGAUGAAGGCAGUGGAGAUUGUGUGCCCUGAAAAGCGCCAGGCUUUUGCAAAUAUCAGCCUGAGAAGAAACACAGUUGCAGACAGGAUUUCCGAUCUUUCAGUGGAUUUGGACAGCCAGUUGAAGCAAAAAGUAAAGUCAUUUAUUGCGUUUUCGGUUGCAAUUGAUGAAAGCACGGACAUUACAGAUGUUGCACAACUGGCCAUUUUCAUCCGCGGAGUUGAUGACACAUUGACCGUCACCGAGGAGUUCGUGGAGUUGGUGCCGAUGACAGAUACAACGACAGCAGCUGAUAUUUUCACCGCACUCGUCGGCGCGCUGGACAGGGUCGGAGUGGACUGGUCCCGCGCUGUCAGCCUGGCUACAGAUGGUGUGCCCUCAAUGAUCGGGAAAAAAGCAGGCGUUGUGACAAAGUUCAGAGAGAAAGUGCAAUCUGCAAAUGGAGGACGGUAUUUUUUGACUUUUCACUGUAUUUUGCACCAGGAGGCUUUGUGUUGCAAGUCAUUAAAGAUGGAUAACGUCAUGAAGGUGGUCAUCCAAACUGUUAAUUUCAUCCGAUCCAGAAGCCUGAAUCACCGUCAGUUUGACAGCCUUCUCAGAGAGAAAGACCACAUCUAUGGCCUGCCAUACCACACUGAGGUAAGAUGGUGCUGAGCCGAGGUGCUGUGCUGAGGCGUUUCUUUGAUUUACGAGAAGAAAUUGAACAGUUCAUGGAAGAAAAGGGCAAACUAGUGUUAGAAUUUCAUUCCGCAGAAUGGAUGCCGGACCUUGCAUUUAUGGUGGAUGUUACAGAGCACCUGAAUAACUUGAACAAACAGCUGCAAGGGCGCAACAAAGUUGUCACGCAGUAUUAUGACAGCAUACGUUCUUUCAAGUUGAAGCUGUCAUUGUGGGAGACGCAACUUGCCGGUGGUGAUGCAGCUCACUUCCCCUGUCUGAAAAAUGUGUGCGCGACCCAACAUGUGGCAGACAUGAAGCGGUUCAAAGAUAAAAUAACUGGACUGUUACGGGAGUUUGAGCAACGCUUUCAGAUUUAUGUUUAUAUGUUUUUAUGUUGAUGUGCUAUUGUUUUUAAUUGAUUUUAUUUUUAUUUGUAUAUUUAAACCUAUUCUUGACUCUGUGGUUCUUGCACUUGUUUGGGGAACAGGAUUUCAUUAUUUUUAUCUACAUUUCUGCCUGAGAAAUGACACCCUGAUAUAGUUCUGUGAUCUGUGAAACAGUUCUGUUAAUCACUGAGGCAUUGUGUGUUUGUGUGUUCUUUUUCUUUAGAAUUUUCAAAUAAACUUGACGUGUUUUAUGAUUAAUAGUGAUGUUGUGCUUGUACUAUUUUGGACACACUGUCCUCAGGCUCCAGCUUUAUGUUGUAUGUUGAUCGUAUUAAAACAAAGAAAACAAUCUGAAGUUGUUGUUUUUAAGUUAUAUAUACCAUGAUUUUUCCGGUCCGGCCCACUUGGGAAUAGAUUUUCCUCCAUGUGGCCCCUGAGCUAAAAUGAGUUUGACACCCCUGGGUUAGAGAUACAAUAAAGCCCUGAGUAUCAGGCCAUUAGCGACCUGAUGAUCAUUAUCGAGUUGGGUACUACUAAUGCAUGUCCAUAGUGCAGAAGAGGAGAUUACUGUGACUCAACGGUCACGUAGAAUUUUACUGCGGUGAUGACUCAUAACUGCCGGUGUGGCGGUAACAUGGUCACCGCAACAGUCCUAGUCGAGGGUAACUAUGCUACCACUUAGCUUCGGUUUUCAAAACAAAUACAACAAAAUGAGAGCCUAAGUGUCAAGUACACCAUAAUGCAAGUACUUACUAGUUUGUUACAAUGUGUAGCGCAGGUUACUUCAUUGCUAGAUCCUCUGGUAUAAAGCCUAUGUGGUGUACCAUGUGAUUGACAGACAUCCCUAUCACUGAUGUUAGAUCACAGAGGGAUACAGCCACUUCCAUUAACCAAAGACGUUAGGACCUUUAUUUUUUUAUUUUUUUCACCUUUAAUUAACCAGGUAAGCAUUGCUGUAAUGUUGUUGACACAUCCAGUAGGAUUCAGCUGUCAGACCAGUUAGUCUGGUUGUGUUCAGGCUGUUGUUUUAUAGACUGUGGAUAUAGGACCAUUACUACUAAUAUAGGUAUGCACUGCAGAGAGCCAACAGAGUAUAGGAAAGGGAUUAUUUAUGAAGUUGGAGGUGUGGAUAAUUUCAACAUUCUCUAAACAGCUUUAUUAGUGGCAGUUACCCUACCUCACAGGACCUCUACCAACGAUCAUGUCCUGUUAUGACAUCUUAUGUCAUGUCAUGAUCUCCAGUACAGCAACUGUAUAAUCAUCAGCUAUAAUAUAAAUGAAAAGCAUCCCUUCCUCUGUACUGAGGCUGAGCAGAACAAUAGGACAGUUGAUCCCAGAAUGGAACUGGUUAGAUGGCAGAGACAUUUGACAUCCUUGGGCGCUAUCAAGUAUGUAGAAAAGAUAAUGGACUUAUAUAUUUUCUAUAAUCUUUGAGAAUUUACAAUCACGAAAAUAAAAGACCAUCAGGGAGAAUUGAAAAUUCUCAAAAAAAUUAAUUUAAACUGAACAAAAAUAUAAACACAACAUGCAACAAUUUCAACGAUUUUACUGAGUUACAGUUCAUAUAAGGAAAUCAGUCAAUUGAAAUGAAUUCAUUAGGCCCUAAUCUAUGGAUUUCAUAUGACUGGGCCAUGACUGGGCCUGGGAGGGCAGGCCCAGCCAAUCAGAAUGAGUUUUUCCGGACAAAAAGGCUUUAUUACAGACAAAUACUCCUCAGUUUCAUCUGUUGUCCGGGUGGCUGGUCUCAGAUGAUCCCGCAGGUGAAGAAGCCGGAUGUGGAGGUCCUGGGCUGGCGUGGUUACACGUGGUCUGCGGUUAUGAGGCUGGUUGGACGUACUGCCAAAUUCUCUAAAACGACGCUUAUGGUUGAGAAAUUAACAUGAAAGUAUCUGGUAACAGCUCUGGUGGACAUUCCUGCAGUCAGCAUGCCAAUUGCACACUCCCUCAAAACUUGAGACAUCUGUGGCAUUGUAUUGUGUGACAAAACUGCACAUUUUAGAGUGGCCUUUUAUUGUCCCCAGCACAAGUGCACCUGUGUAAUGAUCAUGCUGUUUAAUCAGCUUCUUGAUAUGCUCCACCUGUCAGGUGGAUGGAUUAUCUUGGCAAAGGAGAGCUCCUCACUAACAGGGAUGUGAACAAAUUUGUGCGCAACAUUUGAGAGAAAUACGCUUUUUGUGCGUAUGGGAUCUUUUAUUUCAGCUCAUGAAACAUGGGACAACACUUUACAUGUUGCGUUUUAUAUUUUUGUUCAAUAUAGAUGUUCCAAAGGUGCGCAUCUGCGGCUUGUAUGCGUGGAAGCUUGGAGAUGCUAAACUUGUUUAUGUUAAUUAACGGUCAAUUACCAUGAGACCGGCAGGCUUUUGCGUGACAAUAACCGUCUGACAAAAUUUCAUGACUGCCACAGCCCUACCGUCACCUAAUGCCAAUGUAAUGUCAAGUGUUGCAUGCCAUGUUUCUAUCAGCAGAUACAAUCCUCAUACCGUAGUCUUUAAUACAGUGUAUGCAAUCCAUUGUGAGGAUACAUGCAGGUACAUGCUUGCACAGACACAGACAGACAGACGCAUGCACACAAAAACACACGCACACAGAAACGCACGCACACACACCACAACUGUAUACGUGGUCAGUAGAGCUCACCAGGGAACAGGUUCACAAUAUAAAACUCUGAAACAGUUUAUAAGACCAGGAUGUCUGUAGUCUCUAGUGUGUGUGUCGUGUGUGUGUGUCUGGUUGUGUAUUUCCAUCUGUUUGUGUUUGUCUGUGUUAACGUUUGUGUGAAUGCAUACAGAAAAGAGUGAGUGGGAUGUCAUGAGGUUCCUUCUGGUGAGAGGGAGGAUGGAGAGAGGGAGGUAGGUAGAGGGAGGAUGUGGGGGAUGAGAGAGGGAGGUGUAAUGCUGGUGAACGUGUGACAUCUCUGCAGUGUCAUUACUCUGGCAUCAGCUGGCUGUAGCAGAAAGGGGUGCUGCAACUUUUGUGGAAUACUUCAGCAGCUUAGUGUGUGUUGGGUUGGUGGGGGAGGGGGAUGGGUGUGGGUGUGGGUGUGGCGAUGACAGCGGCCCCUUUGUCUCUGGACUGCCGAGCCGUGUGAACAAAUCUGAGUCUGACCCUCCUCACGUGACACACACACACAGCCCCCCUCCCCAUCCUUUGUUCUUUCAAUCUGUGAACCCCCCCUCUAAUUGAAUGGGAUUAUAUCCCUCUGGUGGACAGAUUCUAGGGGGUUGGAUCUGGCCUUGGUCCACACAUCACCUAACCACCCUAACUUUAUCCCCCUCCAACAAUGUGGCCCCUCCUCCAUCGCCACCUCUUCCCUACCCUCUCCUCAGCCCCACUCUGGGUUGCUCCCUCCCGGGCUACAGGCCAUGCAGUUUGCUUCCUGUACGGAGGAUCCAUCUCCACCCCCACACUCACCCUCUCCACUUAUUGAUCCUUCUCUGGGUUGCUCCCCCCCGGGCUACAGGCCAGGCCCUGCCAUCCCUCCUGCACUGGAGCUUCCUCACCGUGGCAACCAAAUGGCUGACACUCAAGGAGAUUGAAGGACAGUCAAUGCAUGGACUGUGUUGCCUGGUUACAGAGAGAGCCAAUACAUCUGUCUUUUCUAGUGACCCGUGUGUGUGUGUGUGUGUGUGUGUGUGUGUGUGUGUGUGUGUGACUCUUCAUCUGUUGACGUCUGGAGCUGAGCCUGUGUUUAUAAACAUGCCUGGGUCUUGGCUGGCUAAUUUAUUAGAGGAGACACAUACACAGUCUCACGCCUUGGCAGUCUUGUUCAUUAAAGUUGUGAUUAUCUGUCUCUCUAAUGUAUUCCUGACAUCUCAUCUCACCACAACCCAGAAGCUUAGAAUGGAACAGGGUGUUGAAAUGGAAGCUGUGUGCCAAAGGUAUGAAUAGUUGAAGUGUCCUGAUUGAUGUGAUCAGAAUAUUUUUUUUUACAUACCUCCCCCUUUCCUCUUGACUUUCCGUUUUCACUCUAGUUCUCCCUCUCUUACACACACACACAUACACACUGUUGUUCAGUAUCGGCUUGCCACAGAGCUGCAGUAGGCCAGACAGACACGUGUCCCCGUCAGUUGUGUCAGGCUGUCAGCCAGGAUAAAGGAGGUCAGAGUCAGGAGCACCACAAGGCUCCAACUGAACAGAUGAUAGAAAGCUGUCUGCUUUCCCUCUAUUUUGGGGGGGAUUCCACCACACACGCACACGCAGACACAUGCACGCAUGCAAACACGCAGACACACGCAUGCAUGCAAACACACACACACACCCUGUGAGAACUUCUUGAAGGAGGGUCACACUCUGGGUCUCGGUGGGAGUGGCAUGCCUGGUCUCCAUGGUAACCGGGGUCAGGAGAGCUCAUAACAGAGGCAGAGGAAACCAGAUGUAUUGUCUCAUAGAGACCCAACAGACAACAAAGACAGACAUCUGAGUGUUAGCUUGUCUGAUUCAGGACCAUGAAGGCUUUCCCAUACACAGCUCUGACAGAGAGAAUAGAGCAGGAUGUAGGAAAGAGAGCAGUCACAUGUCAGAGAGAGACAGAUAGAGAGACACUACAUACACUAUGGAACACAAAGAUUUUACUAUCUCAUCCUGUAAUAUACAAGAUCUGAGGUCAUCUGCCUUUGGCCUAAAGAGCAGGAACCCAGACUUCAUCAAAGAAAUUGGAAAUACAGACAUUGUCAUCCUACAAGAAUCAUGGUAUAGAGGAGACGGUCCCACUGGUUGCCUUCUAGGUUACAGAGAGCUGGUAGUCCCAUCCACCAAACUACCAGAUGUGAAACAGGGAAGAGACUCCGGGUAUGCUAAUUUGGUAUAGAGCAGACCUAACCCACUCUAUUAAAUUAGUCAAAACAGGAAAAUUUUACAUCUGGCUAGAAAUUAAUAAGGAAAUUAUCUCAACAGAGAAAUGUUAUUGUGUGCUACCUAUAACCCCCCCCCAUACUUUAAAGAUGGCAUCUUCUCCAUCCUAGAGGGGGAGAUCAACCAUUUCCAGGCCCAGAGACAUGUACUAGUCUGUGGCGACUUAAAUGCCAGAACUGGACAAGAACCUUAGCACACAGGGGGACAAACACCUGCCUGGUGGCGACAGCAUUCCCUCCCAAAUAUUUUUUACUUAUUUCACCUUUAUUUAACCAGGUAAGCCAGUAAAUGAGAACUUUUUCUCAACAACUGCGAGCUGGCAAAUAUGCCCCCCCCCCAGACACAACUAUGACAAAACAACCAACAAAAACGGGUCACAGCUCCUGCAGCUCUGUCGCACGAUGGGUCUGUACAUAGUCAACGGUAGGCUUCGAGGGUACUCUUACGGUAGGUACACCUACAGCUCAUCCCUUGACAGUAGUACUGUAGAUUACUUUAUCGCUGCCCUCAACCCAGAGUCUCUCAGAGCGUUCAGUCAGCCCACUGACACCCCUGUCAGAUCUCAGCAAAAUCACAGUCUACUUGAACAGAGCAAUACUCGAAUUAUGAGGCAUCAAAGCUAAAGGAACUGCAUAAUAUUAAGAAAUGCUAUAGAUUGAAGAAAAGUAUUGUAGAAACCUACCAACAACAAAUGCAAUCCCUUCUAGACAUCUUCCUGGACAAAAUGUUUCACGGUAAUUCAACAUGUCCCUGACUGAGUCUGUAAUACCAACAUGUUUCAAGCAGACCACCAUAGUCCCCGUGCCCAAGGACUCUAAGAUAACCUGCCUAAAUGACUACCGACCCGUAGCACUGACGUCUGUAGCCAUGAAGUGCUUUGAAAGGCUGGUCAUGGCUCACAUCAACAGCAUUAUCCCAGAAACCCUAGACCCACUCCAAUUUGCAUACCGCCCCAACAGAUCCACAGAUGAUGCAAUCUCUAUCGCACUCCACACUGCCCUUUCCCACCUGGACAAGAGGAACACCUACGUGAGAAUGCUAUUCAUUGACUACAGCUCAGCAUUCAACACCAUAGUGCCCUCUAAGCUCAUCACUAAGCUAAGGAUCCUGGGACUAAACACCUCCCUCUGCAACUGGAUCCUGGACUUCCUGACGGGCCGCCCCCAGGUGGUAAGGGUAGGUAACAACACAUCAGCCACACUGAUCCUCAACACGGGGGCCCCUCAGGGGUGCGUGCUCAGUCCCCUCCUGUACUCUCUGUUCACCCAUGACUGCAUGGCCAGGCACGACUCCAACACCAUCAUUAAGUUUGCCGACGACACAACAGUGGUAGGCCUGAUCACCGACAACGAUGAGACAGCCUAUAGGGAGGAGGUCAGAGAUCUGGCCGUGUGGUGCCAGGACAACAACCUCUCCCUCAACGUGACCAAGACAAAGGAGAUGAUUGUGGACUACAGGAAAAAAAAUAGGACUGAGCACGCCCCCAUUCUCAUCGACGGGGCUGUAGUGGAACAGGUUGAGAGCUUCAAGUUCCUUGGUGUCCACAUCACCAACGAACUAUCAUGGUCCAAACACACCAAGACAGUCGUGAAGAGGGCACGACAAAGCCUAUUCCCCCUCAGGAGACUAAAACGAUUUGGCAUGGGUCCUCAGAUCCUCAAAAAAUUAUACAGCUGCACCAUCGAGAGCAUCCUGACUGGUUGCAUCACCGCCUGGUAUGGCAACUGCUUGGCCUCUGACCGCAAGGCACUACAGAGGGUAGUGCGUACGGCCCAGUACAUCACUGGGGCAAAGCUUCCUGCCAUCCAGGACCUCUAUACCAGGCGGUGUCAGAGGAAGGCCCUCAAAAUUGUCAAAGACUCCAGCCACCCUAGUCAUAGACUGUUCUCUCUGCUACCGCACGGCAAGUGGUACCGGAGUGCCAAGUCUAGGUCCAAAAGACUUCUCAACAGCUUCUACCCCCAAGCCAUAAGACUCCUGAACAGCUAAUCAUGGCUACCCGGACUAUUUGCACUGCCCCCCCACCCCAUCCUUUUUACGCUGCUGCUACUCUGUUAAUUAUUUAUGCAUAGUCACUUUAACUCUACCCACAUGUACAUAUUACCUCAACUACCUCAACUAGCCGGUGCCCCCGCACAUUGACUCUGCAACGGUACCCCCCUGUAUAUAUAGCCUCCCUACUGUCACUUUAUUUUACUUCUGCUCUUUUUUUUCUCAACACUUUUUUUUGUUGUUUUAUUCUUACUUUUUUGGUUUAAAAUAAAUGCACUGUUGGUUAAGGGCUGUAAGUAAGCAUUUCACUGUAAUGUCUGCACCUGUUGUAUUCGGCGCAUGUGACCAAUAAAAUUUUAUUUGAUUUAAUAGUGAAGGUGUAAACUUGGCAGUAGAAAACCUAAACAGUAUAUUGGACCUCUGUUUCCCAAUCAAAUAAAAAAAAGUCAGGCAGACAACACAAGAAAAUGAACAACAAUGACAAAUGGUUUGAUGAAGAAUGCAAAAAACCUAAGAAAGACAUUGAGAAACCUAUCCAACCAAAAACAUAGAGACCCAGAAAACCUGAGCCUACGCCUUCAAUAUGGUGAAUCACUCAAACAAUACAGAAAUACACUAUGGAAAAAGAAAGAACAGCUCAAUGUCAGAAAUCAGCUCAAUGUAAUUAAAGAAUCCGUAGAAUCUAACCACUUCUGGGAAAAUUGGAACACACUAAACAAACAACAACACGAAGAGUUAUCUAUCCAAAAUGGAGAUGUAUGGAUAAACCACUUCUCCAAUCCUUUUGGCUCUAUAACAAAGAACAAACAGCAAAAACAAAUACAUGAUCAAAUACACAUUUUAGAAUCAACUAUUAAAAGACUAGCAGAACCCACUGGAUUCUCCAAUUACAUUGAAUGAACUACAGGACAACAUACAAACCCUCCAACCCAAAAAGGCCUGUGGUGUUGAUUUGUAUACUAAAAUGAUUUGAUAAAAUGUACAGACCACAAAUUCCAAUUGACUAUACUUAAACUCUUUAACAUCAUCCUCAGCUCUGGCAUCUUCCCCAAUAUUUGGAACCAAGGAUUGAUCACCCCAAUCCACAAAAGUGGAGACAAAUAUGACCCCAAUAACUACCGUGGGAUAUGCGUCAAAAGCAACCUUGGAAAAUCCUCUGCAUUAUCAUUAACAGCAGACUCGUACAUUUCCUCAGCUAAAACAAUGUACUUAGCAAAUGUCAAAUUGUCUUUACAUACGACAUUAUAAAAUCCAUGCACACAAACAACAAGUAUGCGGUUAGAAUUGGGGUGAGACAGGGAUGCAGCUUGAGCCCCACCCUCUUCAACAUACGGUACAGUGAAUUCGGAAAGUAUUCAGACCCCUUGACCUUUUUCGUCUUUGUUACGUUACAGCCUUGUUCUAAAAUGGAUUCAAUAGUCCCCCCCCCCUCAUAAAUCUACAAACAAUACCCCAUAAUGGCAAAGCAAAAACAGGUUUUAAAAUUUUUUGCUAUGAAAAAAACAAAACAAAACGAAUAUCACAUUUACAUAAGUAUUCAGACCCUUUACUCAGUACUUUGUUGAAGCACCUUUUGGCAACAAUUACUGCCUCAAUUCUUCUUGGGUAUGAGGCUACGAGCUUGGCGCACCUGUAUUUGGGGAGUUUCUCAGAUUCUUCUCUGCAGAUCCUCUCAAGCUCUGUCAGGUUGAAUGGGGAGCGUCGCUGCACAGCUAUUUUCAGGUCUCUCCAGAGAUGUUGGAUCGGGUUCAAGUCCAGGCUCUGGCUGGGCCACAAGGACAGUCAGAGACUUGUCCCAAAGCCACUCCUGCGUUGUCUUGGCUGUGUGCUUAGGGUCGUUGUCCUGUUGGAAGGUGAACCUUCGACCCAGUCUGAUGUCCUGAGCACUCUGGAGCAGGUUUUCAUCAAGGAUCUCUCUGUACUUUGCUCCGUUCAUCUUUCCCUCGAUCCUGACUAGUGUCCCAUUCUCUGCCGCUGAAAAACAUCCCCACAGCAUGAUGCUGCCACCACCAAGCUUCACCGUAGGGAUGGUGCCAGGUUUCAUCCAGACGUGACGCUUGGCAUUCAGGCCAAAUAGUUUCAUCUUGGUUUCAUCAGACCAGAGAAUCUUGUUUCUCAUGUUCUGAGUCCUUUAGGUGCCUUUUGGCAAACUCCAAGCGGGCUUCCGUUUGGCCACUCUACCAUAAAGGCCUGAUUGGUGGAGUGCUGCAGAGAUGAUUGUCCUUCUGGAAGGUUCUCCCAUCUCCACAGAGGAACUAUGGAGCUCUGUCAGAGUGACCAUCAGGUUCUUAGUCACUUCCCUGACCAAGACCCUUCUCCCCCGAUUGCUCAGUUUGGCCGGGCGGCUAGCUCUAGGAAGAGUCUUGGUGGUUCCAAACUUCUUCCAUUUAAGAAUGAUGGAGGCAACUGUGUUCUUGGGGACCUUCAAUACCGCAGACAUAUUUUGGUUCUGUUCCCCAGAUCUGUGCCUCGAAACAAUCCUUUCUCUGAGCUCUACGUACAAUUCCUUCGACCUCAUGGCUUGGUUUUUGCUCUGACAUGCACUGUCAAAAGUGGGACCUUAUAUAGACAGGUGUGUGUCUUUCCAAAUCAUGUCCCAUCAAUUGAAUUUACCACAGGUGGACUCCAAUCAAGUUGUAGAAACAUCUUAAAGAUGAUCAAUGGAAACGGGAUGCACCUGAGCUCAAUUUUGAGUCUCAUAUCAAAGGGUUUGAAUAGUUAUGUAAAUAAGGUAUAAAUAUAUAAGGUAUCUGUUUUAUAAAAAAUAAAUUCGCAAACAUUUCUGAACCUGUUUUCACUUUGUCAUUAUGGGGUAUUGUGUGUAGAUUGAUGAAGACAUUUUUUUAUUUAAUCCAUUUUAGAAUAAGGCUGUAACAUAACAAAGUGGAAAAAUGGAAGGGGUCUGAAUACUUUCCGAAUGCACUGUAUAUAUCAAUGAAUUGGCGAGGUCACUAGAACAGUCUGCAGCACCCGGCCUCACCAUCCAGUUGCCAGGACCACAAAUGCAAAUUCCAUCUAGUCUCCGUUGCCCUAGAGCACACAAACUAUACGUACCUCGGCCUAAACAUCAGCACCACAAGUAACUUCCCCAAAGCUGUGAACGAUCUGAGAGACAAGGCAAGAAGGGCCGCCUACGCCAUCAAAAGGAACAUAACAUUCGACAUACCAAUUAGGAUCUGGCUGAAAAUACGUGAAUCAGUUAUAGAACCCAUUGCCUUUUAUGGUUGUGAGGUCUGGGGUCUGCUCACCACCCAAGGAUUCACAAAAAGUGACAAACACCAAAUUGAGACUCUGCAUGCAGAAUUCUGCAAAAAUAUCCUCAGUGUACAACGUAAAACACAAAAUAAUGCAUGCAGAGCAGAAUUAGGCUGAUACUCGCUAAUGAUCAAAAUCCAGAAAAGAGCCGUUAACUUCUACAACCACCUAAAAGGAAGCGAUCCCUAAAUCUUCCAUAACAACAAAGCCAUCACCUACAGAGAGAUGAACCUGGAGAAGAGUCCCCUAAGCAAGCUGGUCCUGACCCCACUGAGCCCCAGGAUAGCAACACAAUUAGACCCAACCAAAUCAUGAGAAAACAAAAAGAGAAUUACUUGACACAUUGGAAAGAAUUAACAAAAAAACAGCGCAAACUAGAAGGCUAUUUGGCCCUAAACAGAUGUACACAGUGGCAGAAUACCUGACCACUGUGACUUACCCAAAAUUAAGGAAUGCUUUGACUAUGUACAGACUCAGUGAGCAUAGCCUUGCUAUUGAGAAAGACCGCUCUAGGCAGACCUGGCUCUCAAGAGAAGACAGUCUAUGUGCAUACUGCCCACAAAAUGAGGUGGAAACAGAGACGCACAUCCUGACCUCCUGCCAAAUGUAUGACCAUAUUAGAGACAUAUUUCCCUCAGAUUACACAGACCCACAAAGAAUUUGAAAACAGGGAAGAGAUUUUUGACGUACCGAUUCCAUGGCAUAGUGUUUAUGAACUGAUACGCAAAACGACGCCGGAUUCAAAACUUAGUAUUUUUCAAUUAAAAUGUUUAUAUAAAAUUAUUGCUACCAAUUGAAUUUGUAUGGGGGAUACAAUCUUCCCAGCUCUGCAGAUUUGGCUGUGAAGAGACAGAAUCAUAUCAUUUGUUUUGGUACUGUCCAUUUGUAGCUUGUUUCUGGACACAGGUCCAGGAAUGGCUGAAGGAUUGCAAUAUUUGCAUGGAGCUGACCCUGCAGAUGGCACUACUGGGUGAUCUGAAAAGUCAUAGUCAAUCGAUCAAUAAUAUAAUAAUACUUUUAGCAAAGAUGUUUAUUUUCAAUUCACAAACUGUAGAAACAAUGAGAAUAGAAAGGUUCAGAACUUUUGUAAAACAUCACAGUACAGUUGAAAAAUAUAUGGCAGAUAGAAAUCCAUUAUGGAUGGUGUUAAGAGAUAGAUGGGAGGUGUUGAAUGGAGCUGAAGAAUGGGACUAAUAACAACAACUAAUAACAAGAUAACUAGUGGAAGACAUGCUGUGUCCAUAAUAAGUAUAUAGGUUAUAUAUUGUGAGCUUUUGUGAAAGAGCACAGUUAGAAAGAUAUGGUAUAUAGAAGCAUACCAGAUGGACAUCAUGAAAAUGAUCGGAGAAAGUUCAGGAGUAAAAACAAACAAAGUAUAAUUAUUGACUGUGUCCAUAAAAUGUAUAUAGUAUGUAUAAGCAUGAAGUAGAGGCCUAAGCAUUGUUGUUCACUAGUUUACUCCAAUUAGGAAAGGGAUGGUGGGGUUGGAAAGUAAUAAAGGGAAAUAUAUACAGUGGGGAGAACAAGUAUUUGAUACACUGCCGAUUUUGCAGGUUUUCCUACUUACAAAGCAUGUAGAGGUCUGUAAUUUUUAUCAUAGGUACACUUCAACUGCGAGAGACGGAAUCGAAAACAAAAAUCCAGAAAAUCACAUUGUAUGAUUUUUAAGUAAUUCAUUUGCAUUUUAUUGCAUGACAUAAGUAUUUGAUCACCUACCAACCAGUAAGAAUUCCGGCUCUCACAGACCUGUUAGUUUUUCUUUAAGAAGCCCUCCUGUUCUCCACUCAUUACCUGUAUUAACUGCACCUGUUUGAACUCGUUACCUGUAUAAAAGACACCUGUCCACACACUCAAUCAAACAGACUCCCUCAGUAAGAGCAUUGAAGAUGGGUCGUGGCUGGGUCUUCCAGCAUGACAACGACCCGAAACACACAGCCAGGGCAACUAAGGAGUGGCUCCGUAAGAAGCAUCUCAAGGUCCUGGAGUGGCCUAGCCAGUCUCCAGACCUGAACCCAAUAGAAAAUCUUUGGAGGGAGCUGAAAGUCCGUAUUGCCCAGCGACAGCCCCGAAACCUGAAGGAUCUGGAGAAGGUUUGUAUGGAGGAGUGGGCCAAAAUCCCUGCUGCAGUGUGUGCAAACCUGGUCAAGACCUACAGGAAACGUAUGAUCUCUGUAAUUACAAACAAAGGUUUCUGUACCAAAUAUUAAGUUCUGCUUUUCUGAUGUAUCAAAUACUUAUGUCAUGCAAUAAAAUGCAAAUUAAUUACUUAAAAAUCAUACAAUGUGAUUUUCUGGAUUUUUGUUUUAGAUUCCGUCUCUCACAGUUGAAGUGUACCCAUGAUAAAAAUUACAGACCUCUACAUGCUUUGUAAGUAGGAAAACCUGCAAAAUCGGCAGUGUAUCAAAUACUUGUUCUCCCCACUGUAUGUAUAUGUAUAUAUGUAUAUGUAUAUAUAUAUAUAUAUAUAUAUAUAUAUAUAUAUAUAUAUAUAUAUAUAUAUAUAUAUAUAUAUAUAUAGUGCUAUGAAAAAUUAUUUGCCCCCUUUCUAAUUUCCUCUACUUUUGCAUAUUUGUGAUACUGAAUGUUAUCAGAUCUUCAACCAAAACCUAAUAUUAGAUAAAGGGAACAUAAGUGAACAAAUAACACAAAAAUUACAUAUUUAUUUCAUAAACGAAGUAAUGCAACACCCAAUUCCCCUGUGUGAAAAAGUAAUUGCCCCAUUACACUCAAUAACUGGUUGUGCCACCUUUAGCUGCAAUGACUCCAACCAAAUGCUUCCUGUAGUUGUUGAUCAGUCUCUCACGUCGCUGUGGAGGAAUUUUGGCCCACUCUUCUAUGCAGAACUGCUUUAACUCAGUGAUGUGUGGGUUUUCAAGCAUGAACUGUUCGUUUUCAAGUCCUGCCACAACAUCUCAAUUGGGAUUAGGUCUGGACUUUGACUAGGCCAUUCCAAAACUUCCAAUUUGUUGCUUUUUAGCAAUUUUCAUGUAGACUUGAUUGUGUGUUUUGGAUCAUUGUCUUGCUGCAUGACCCAGCUGCGUUUCAGCUUCAGCUCACAGACGGAUGGUGUGACAUUCUCUGAUACAGAGCAGAAUUCAUGGUUCCUUCUAUUAAGGCAAGUCGUCCAGGUCCUGAGGCAGCAAAGCAUCCCCAAACCAUCACACCACCACCAUCAUGCUUGACCUUUGGUAUGAUGUUCUUACUGUGGAAUGCAGAGUUUGGUUUUCGCCAGGCAUUACUGGAAUCAUGUCGUACAAAAAGUUAUACUUUUGAAUCAUCUGUCCAUAGAAUGUUCUUCCAAGAGUCUUGAUGAUCAUCCAGGUGCUUUUUGGCAAACUUUAGUCAACUUUUUGGACGAGAUGGGUCCCAUUAUGCCUGGCGAAAACCAAACACUGCAUUCCACAGUAAGAACAGCAUACCAAAGGUCAAGCAUGGUGGAAAUGGCGGAGCCAUUUAUGCAUAGUGCAUCUUUAAAUCAAAUGUUACAGAGGAAAGUGAAGAUCAAGUUAAAGUGGGUGGGUAAUAGCUGUGGAAUUCACAUUGAACUGAGAGUAUUUGGCAUCUUUGGCAGAAGAGAAACACAUCCCUCAGUCUCACUUUGACUUUACUUGCUAUUUUUUACUCUUUCUGAUAACCUCUCUCUCUCUCUCUCCACAGAGUGUAUUCUGAGCCCCAUGUCUCUUCUCUGGAAGCUCUAGCACCGGUGUCUUCCUCUCCUGUCAGUGGUGGCGACCCCUGUAGGAGCAUGUCGGCAGCACAGACUCAGAAGGACAGCGAGGGUCCUUGGGGACUGGACUCCCUGGGCCUGAGCCAGAGAGAGCUGGUCCUGGCUGAAGCCCUACAGAUGGAGUAUGAUGCCCUGUCCAGACUCAAACAGGACAAGGGGGUGGACAGCCAGGGGACCAGCAGCCAGGGGGGUGGGAAGGUACCUAAGCAACUCCCCUGGGAGGGCCAGACGCAGGUCGAUCGCCCCCUCCCACCCUGCCCCAGUCUUAGUCCUCCUGGAAGGAGUUUGCUAAGAGGGCUAUCUUGCUCGGACCCCUCCCUCCACCACCUCCAGCCUGGGGGGUCCCACUCCCCACAGCCCUCCCCAGCCAGGGCCACCUCUCCUCAGGGAAGCCAUAGCAAGGAGCCCAUCUAUAUCCUGGAGAGUCCAGGGAAGGGAGACUACCUGAGCUCCAGCUAUGGGGAGUCUGGGUCUACCUAUGGUUCUUCUCUGACUCUGCCUAAAGGCUUCCCCCCUCCUCCUGAUGACCCUCCUCCUGCUGUACCCCCCAGGACCCCUCUACCCCCCUCCUCUGAGCCCUUCCUGCCCCCCCGACCCGCUACGACUCCCCGAGAUGUCAACCUGUUCACCCCCGAUGUGGACAAGCCCAAACUGUCGUCAGGUGAGAUGCUAAACUACGAGAGCCUCAACGACGCUCUCUCCAAGCUCAAUGGGGAUUGGCCAUCGCCAAGGGGUAGGCGGGCCAACGGGGACCAAUCAGGGAAGCCGGUGGCUCGGGGGAGUAAGACUCUCCCCCCUCAGGUGCCCCCCCGCACCUACUUACCUAUCCAGAAGAGCAACAAGAACCAGCACAGAGUGUCAGCCGUCCCGGUAACUACUCACCCUAUGACAGACUAUGACAGGGUUACGGCCGGUUCACGACAGCUUCAUUACGUGACUUAGCAUGACAUAGCAUUAAUUCACAUCUAGCAUUGUUACCUCAUACCCUCAUUCCAUGUUUCCAUAGGGAAACCUAGACACAAAUAAAGAAGCCUUGAAAUGUCUAGUUUUGUUUUAUCCCCAGUUUAAUUCAAUCCAGUCAAGUCCAGCCCAGCUGUGUUCUGUUAUGUUGAGUUAUGUGACUCUGAUCUUUCCUGUGUCUCUGUGUGUGUGUGAUUGACAGGUGUCCCUGGGCCCCAGGCUCAAUGGUUUUGGCUAUGAGCUCUUCCAGGUGUCAGAGGAGAGAGAUGAGGAGGUUGCAGCCUUCUGUCACAUGCUCGAUGUGUAAGUGUAUGGCCCAAUCCCAAAUCGACCCCUACACCCAAUGCACUUGUGGAGAUCUGAGAGGAUUUGAUUGAUAUAAGCCAUAUGGUUAAACUUCCACCUACGGUAUUAGAAGGAAAGAUGGAGCUAUUGCCACAUUGCUUACACCUAUCACAUCCUCUCAGAACUCCACAUAGGACAUAGUGUUUGGGGUUGAUUUGGGAUUGGGGCCAAAUGUUACCCUUUUACCCUCAGUCAGGCUGUGUCAUGGUUUUGUUGUGGUUGUAUUAUGGUCAGAUUGUGGUCAGGCUGACUAUAUGCAGUUAUCACCAUGACUGUGUGUUGUCAGGCUAUUUAUUAUCUGUUAAUAAUCAUCCCUGUGUGUUGUGGUUGUGUUGUGUUCAGAUUGCGGUCUACGUAUCCGUGCAGCGACCGGUCUAAGAACACAGGGUUUGUGUGGUCACCCUCAGUGGGGCCGGAAGAGCUGCAACAGGGGUUAGGGGUCAGCAUCAAGGUUACGGUCAUCAGCGACCACUUUAAAGAACCACUCACCUUCACCUGCGAUGGUAAGACACACACACACACACACACACACACACACACAAUGCAGACCCUGCAGGUUCAACAGCACAGAGAUCUCACCCCUAUUCUCAUACACACCCUCAGUGAAUGUAAUGUUUGCUUCCCUCAGUCCUGUCCAGACCACUGUGGUUGUCCAGGAUCAGGGAUAAGGGAUCAGGGAUCAGAAAUAAGGGAAAGCCUGUUGUUGGAGUUCCCUUAAUGUAAUUACGCUGACCGGAUCACAGCCAACCAACUGGCCUCUCAAUUAAACAUGACUGACUCUCAUUCAUCUGUCGGAGGGAGGGAGAGGGAAAGAGAGGAGGAAUAGAGGGAGAUUUAAGGAAUGGGGGAGGAAAGGAAUCAUCACUAUGUUCAUGCCAAGAAAGUUUACUGUUUUUCUGCCUUGCUUUCUCUCUCUGUUUCUCUCUCCACCUCACCCUUUCUCCAUUAGUGGGUGUAAGACUAUGUGCUGUGGGUACAGUCAGGUCAUGACUCAUGAUUGGGGCAGAGAGGUUGUUUGUUCUCACUCAGAGAGAUCAAACUGGCCAAAUAAACAGUCACUCUAUUGCCUCAUUCUUCGGUCUCUCUCAAUUCAAUUCAAUAGACUUUAUUAACAUGGCAAGUUAAAUUACUUACAUUGUCAAAGUAUACAUAUAACAACAAUGGUGGGACCAACAGCAAUAAUAAUAGUAGUAGUGGAAAUGGGAUUACCAUUAACAGCAACUACAACAACAAUAUUAAUGAGAAUAACAAUACAUUAAAGCAAUCUCUCUCGCUCUCUCUCUCUCAGGGUCGUCUACGGUAGACCUGUUGAUCUACCAGACGUUGUGUUAUGCUCAUGAAGACCUCGACCACAUCGAUGUCGACCACUACCUCCUCAAAGUCUGCGGUCAGGCAGAGUUCCUACAGAAGUAAAGACAACCAUCUAUCUCUAAAGUUUUUAUUUUCUUUCUUUCCUGUUAGUUGGGCCCAGAGGGUGGGACUGGGAGGUAGAGAGCACACACACACACAUGCGAUUACACAAACAGCAGUUCUGUAAGGCAGAGAAGUGACGAGAGCCUUGCCUUGGAAAAGCCUCUCUCAUAGACCUUGGCUAUACACUCCUAGACCGUGGCUAUACACUCCUAGACCGUGGCUAUACACUCCUAGACCUUGGCUGUACACUCCUCGACCGUGGCUAUACACUCCUAGACCUUGGCUAUACACUCCUAGACCGUGGCUAUACACUCCUAGACCGUGGCUAUACACUCCUAGACAGUGGCUAUAUACUCAUAGACCUUGGCUGUACACUCCUCGACCGUGGCUAUACACUCCUAGACCGUGGCUAUACACUCCUAGACCGUGGCUAUACACUCCUCGACCGUGGCUAUACACUCCUCGACCGUGGCUAUACACUCCUCGACCGUGGCUAUACACUCCUAGACCGUGGCUAUACACUCCUAGACCGUGGCUAUACACUCCUCGACCGUUGCUAUACACUCCUCGACCGUGGCUAUACACUCCUAGACCGUGGCUAUACACUCAUAGACCUUGGCUGUACACUCCUCGACCGUGGCUAUACACUCCUAGACCUUGGCUAUACACUCCUAGACCGUUGCUAUACACUCCUAGACCGUUGCUAUACACUCCUAGACCGUGGCUAUACACUCCUAGACCGUGGCUAUACACUCAUAGUCUCAGCCCUGUGUUUGUGUGUGUGUGUGUAUGCAUGCAUGUCUCAACCUUACGUUUCAGUGAGUGUGUGUAUGUUUGUAUGCGAGAGGCCCAGGCUAUUGGAGUGUGUGUGUUUUAGGCUUUAUCAUGACUGACAUUGCAGUGAGUUGGAGGUAGACUGUGGGAGAGAGAGAGCUAGAGUGUGUGUGUGUCUUUGUGGUCCAGAUAUACACACUCAUUUAACUGAAGGCCUCAAUUGUGGUAGUUUUUAACAAGCUCUGCUGAUGUCUGUGGGCCGACCUAAACCACCCCCCUUUUUCCACACUCACACACUCACGCACAGUAACAGUAUGUCUGUGGGCCAGCUUAGCCACAGUGGGUUUCCCCUAAAACAUGACCUUUCCCCCCGCACCACACACACCCUGACACACACCCUGACAUGCACACACCCUCCUUCCCACUCCCCUAUGAAGUCUUCUUUCAGAGGAAAACAGCCAGCCAGGGUUGAAAUGUAUUUUACAGCAAGCUUCAUUCCGGUCCAGUGCAGCUGAACAUAUACAGUGGGGAGAACAAGUAUUUGAUACACUGCCGAUUUUGCAGGUUUUCCUACUUACAAAGCAUGUAGAGGUCUGUAAUUUUUAUCAUGGGUACACUUCAACUGUGAGAGACGGAAUCUAAAACAAAAAUCCAGAAAAUCACAUUGUAUGAUUUUUAAGUAAUUAAUUUGCAUUUUAUUGCAUGACAUAAGUAUUUGAUACAUCAGAAAAGCAGAACUUAAUAUUUGGUACAGAAACCUUUGUUUGCAAUUACAGAGAUCAUACGUUUCCUGUAGGUCUUGACCAGGUUUGCACACACUGCAGCAGGGAUUUUGGCCCACUCCUCCAUACAAACCUUCUCCAGAUCCUUCAGGUUUCGGGGCUGUCGCUGGGAAAUACAGACUUUCAGCUCCCUCCAAAGAUUUUCUAUUGGGUUCAGGUCUGGAGACUGGCUAGGCCACUCCAGGACCUUGAGAUGCUUCUUACGGAGCCACUCUUUACAAAAAUCCAGAAAAUCACAUUGUAUGAUCUUUAAGUUAUUGCAUGACAUAAGUAUUUGAUCACCUACCAACCAGUAAGAAUUCCGGCUCUCACAGACCUGUUAGUUUUUCUUUAAGAAGCCCUCCUGUUCUCCACUCAUUACCUGUAUUAACUGCACCUGUUUGAACUCGUUACCUGUAUAAAAGACACCUGUCCACAUACUCAAUCAAACAGACUCCAACCUCUCCACAAUGGCCAAGACCAGAGAGCUGUGUAAGGACAUCAGGGAUAAAAUUGUAGACCUGCACAAGGCUGGGAUGGGCUACAGGACAAUAGGCAAGCAGCUUGGUGAGAAGGCAACAACUGUUUGCGCAAUUAUUAGAAAGUUCAAGUUGACGGUCAAUCACCCUCGGUCUGGGGCUCCAUGCAAGAUCUCACCUCGUGGGGCAUCAAUGAUCAUGAGGAAGGUGAGGGGUCAGCCCAGAACUACACGGCAGGACCUGGUCAAUGACCUGAAGAGAGCUGGGACCACAGUCUCAAAGAAAACCAUUAAUAACACACUACGCCGUCAUGGAUUAAAAUCCUGCAGCGCACGCAAGGUCCCCCUGCUCAAGGCAGCGCAUGUCCAGGCCCGUCUGAAGUUUGCCAAUGACCAUCUGGAUGAUCCAGAGGAGGAAUGGGAGAAGGUCGUGUGGUCUGAUGAGACAAAAAUAUAGCUUUUUGGUCUAAACUCCACUCGCCGUGUUUGGAGGAAGAAGAAGGAUGAGUACAACCCCAAGAACACCAUCCCAACCGUGAAGCAUGGAGGUGGAAACAUCAUUCUUUGGGGAUGCUUUUCUGCAAAGGGGAGAGGACGACUGCACCGUAUUGAGGGGAGGAUGGAUGGGGCCAUGUAUCGCGAGAUCUUUGCCAACAACCUCCUUCUCCAUGACAACGACCCGAAACACACAGCCAGGGCAACUAAGGAGUGGCUCCGUAAGAAGCAUCUCAAGGUCCUGGAGUGGCCUAGCCAGUCUCCAGACCUGAACCCAAUAGAAAACCUUUGGAGGGAGCUGAAAGUCUGUAUUGCCCAGCGACAGCCCCGAAACCUGAAGGAUCUGGAGAAGGUCUGUAUGGAGGAGUGGGCCAAAAUCCCUGCUGCAGUGUGUGCAAACCUGGUCAAGAACUACAGGAAACGUAUGAUCUCUGUAAUUGCAAACAAAGGUUUCUGUACCAAAUAUUAAGUUCUGCUUUUCUGAUGUAUCAAAUACUUAUGUCAUGCAAUAAAAUGCAAAUGAAUUAUUAAAAAAUCAUACAAUGUGAUUUUCUGGAUUUUUGUUUUAGAUUCCGUCUCUCACAGUUGAAGUGUACCUAUGAUAAAAAUUACAGACCUCUACAUGCUUUGUAAGUAGGAAAACCUGCAAAAUCGGCAGUGUAUCAAAUACUUGUUCUCCCCACUGUAUGUGUGUGUUUGCACAUGUUUUCUAGCUCAGUGCAGCUGCACAUAUACAUGCAAGAGAGAGAGAGCGUGUGUGUCUGUCUUUCAGGUUGUUGUUUUUUUCAGGCCCAGAGCAGCUGUUUGUUUCCUUGUCUGUGUGUGUGUGUCUGUGUGUGUGUCUGUGUGUGUGCGCGCAUGUGCGUUUCUGGCCUACAGCUGAGCAGCAGCAGGAAGUGUGUUUUCCCCUGAUAACCUGCGGCUGUUAAAAGUGGGCGGGACUUUCUCUGUGUGCUGAGGUCAUUGUUUGUUACCCAGCUGUCAAUCACAGGGCUGGAAUGUAGUAGGGCUUCAGCUCUCUCUCUUUUGUUUCCCCUCCCCUCUCACUCUCUUAUUUAUGGCUGGAGCAAAACAAUCACCUCACAAUGAACUCCCAUGCCCAUAUUGUAGUGGGUUUUCCCCUGUGUGUGUAUUCACGAAGUACAGCUGCAUCACAGCAUUGUGUCGGGACAUGGCUUCUUCACUUGAAUGGCAUACUUGUCCAACAAAUGUUUUUUUGUUUUGUUUUUUUAUGAAUAAUGUGUUUGUUUUUUUGAUGAAUGUACUUUAAUGCUUUGUUUAUAUAUAUAUAUAUAUAUAUAUAUAUAUAUAUAUAUAUAUAUAUAUAUAUAUAUAUAUAUAUAUAUAUAUAUUUGGACAACUUUUCUAUAAAACUUUAAGUCUCUCUCUCUCUGUCUCUCUCUCUGUCUCUCUCUGUCUCUUUAUUUCUGUAUCUCGCUCUCUCUCUCUCUCUUUGUCAGUUCCCAGACGUUGGCUGGGUUGGAGUAUAUCCAGCUGUGUUUGAAGUUUGACUGGGACAUUCGUCUCUUCCUUAGCAAGAGAGGCUCUGUCAACACAGAUCUGGGCCGCACGGUGAGCACACACACACACACUACACCACACACGCAUGCAUGCAGUAGCACGCACGCAGUAGCCCACACACACACACACACACACACACACACACACACACACUCUUGUUUGAUGAUGUGGUUGUGUUGUGAUUGACAGGAGGAAGAUGAUGAGAUGGCCUCUACGAUGAACCACAGCAUCCUGCUGCAGGAGCGACCAAUCAAACAGACAGUUACUAGGUGAGGGGGAGGGGCCUAGAGCUCUCGCACCACUGAUUACAUUAGAGAUGCAACCUUCAUCAAGGUGAUUUGUAAUCUGAUUGGAUAACUUAGAUGAUUGGAAGUAAAAUAAAUGUGAUGUGUCUACCAACUGGGACGGAUUAGUUAAAUCUUCUUGGAAUAUGUUAAAACUUAUUUAAAAAGCAAUAGAAGGCCUUCGGCUGAGACUUUGAUAUCUUUAACAGUGUUGUUGAUAUUUCCUUGUUUGAACAGGGAGGCUUUGACUCUGCUCCUGGACACCUUUCAGAACGAGGCUGAGUCCUUCCUGCUAUCAGAGGUAACCUUCUACACACACGCCCAUACACACACACAAGAAGGAACACAAACAUGUUUGGCUUUUUUUAUUCUUAAAAUUGAUGUGUAAGAUAGAGAAUUCAAUGUUCUCUCCCUCCCGCCCUCUGUAGGUGGAGCUUGUGUUGCACGUGGAAAGGCUCGUCCAAUCAUUGAAGGCUCUAUGCAGCUCGCUGGCUGCCGUGGAAACGCCUGACAUCACUUCCGCCCUCAACCAGCUUCCAGCAUGCCCCUGUCGUCUGCAGCCCAGAGUCCAGAAGGUAAACACACACACUCACAAUCACACACACAUCUGCCACGCUUCAGAUACACAGAUCUAGGAUCAGUUUACCCUCCCUCAAUCAUAGCCUUAAACAUUAUGAUCUUAGAUCAGUACCCAAGGAUAACUUCAUUCAUUACUGUACUCCUGUAACUCCAGAACCAACGGUUGGUUGAAUGCAUUCUGUAACUGUGUAUGUGUGUGUCUCUUCACAGGAUUCAUCAGUGCUGGCCAUCAGAGAGAACAGAGGUAAGUUCCUCACUACUUUAAUGUCCUACAACAACACAGAAUAAUCCACACAGAGAUACUGGGUGGUAGGGGAUGACAGACAGAAGACGGGAUAUGAGAAAGAGGACAGACAGAGGGGAAGGGAGAAAGAGGACAGACAGAGGAGAAGGGAGAAAGGUGAACUGAGGAUAGAAAAAGAGGAGUGAUGAGAUACUGUAGAUGGAAGAGAGGAGCGAGGGAGGAAGAGGACAGAUGGAGAGGAGGGUCACUGGGUUAUGGGGUCAAGGUCAGGUCUGUACAGUAGUGUAACGGAAUUAAGAUCGUACCGUAAGCUCCACAGCCGAGUUGCUAGCUUUUCGGCGGCACAACUGGCUAGUACGUUGUCAAGAGGACGGUCAUGUAUUUUUGCGAGGCAGAGGAACCUGGGUUGAGCCAUUGUACACACCGUGUACCCAGAUAGGGAGGAAGCUAUACUGCUAAGCAGGCACACUGGUCCAUCACAGUAGCACUAUCUCAUGUCAGAGCGGAAGUGUCCUUGACUUGUUGUGACGCACAUCCGUGACAUCCUUCUCGGCGGUUGUCCCUAAUCUCUACCUCCCCCUGUCACACUCAGCCAUCCUUCCUGUUUGUUUAACUUCGUACAGGAUACACCAAGCACCUCCUACAUCCAUCCACCGCCCUCUAUCUGUCCGUCCGCCCUAGAAAAGAGAGGGAUAACAUUUCAGAGAGGUGGGAUGUUGUUUUCUGUGUAGGGCUGAGCUGCUGCUCCACUGGAUGUAUAAAGAGACACAAUGUAAACAGUGGAGCCCAGUCAGCUGAGCUGUGUUGACAUAGAGCAGCCAUGUUCUGUUUCCCAAAUGGCACCCCUAAGAGCCUUGGUCAAAAGUAGUGCACUAUAUAGGUAAGAGGGUGCCAUUUGUGAUGUAGCCAUGGAAUGAUGACAAUAACUGAUGUUUGACAUUCCUCUGGUAGUGUAGAAACACAAGGUGAUGAACAGGUGAAAACACACACUGUACAAUAGAGCAGUGUUUCCCAACCCUGGUCCUGGAGGACCCCCAACAGGACAAGCACACCUGAUUCAACUUGUCAACUAAUCAUCAAGCCCUCAAUGAGUUGCAUGAGGUGUGUUUGUCAAGGGCUACAAUGAAACUGUAUACUGUUGGGGGUACUCGAGGGCCAGGUCGUAGGGUCGGUGAUGUGAAUCUAAAUGGUUUCUGAAAAUGUUGCAGAGAAAGUGGUGGAGAAGCUGACAGCGGCCAUUUUGGAUCUGGUGGAGCUGUACUGCAGCACGUUCAACGCUAACUUCCACACCACGGUGCAGAGCAACCGGCACACGGCGCCCACACAGGAAGCAGGCCUGGUCACCAACGUCCUAUCCUUCAGCGUCUACGCUGCUCACCGCAUCCCCAUCAUAUGGGCUGCCAGGUAACACACACACACGGGCAGCUGUUCAGGCUGGAUUUCCCCAGUAUAAUCCAUGAGGAUGACAUUGUGUUAUGAAGCAUAGCAGCAUACCUUCUCCCUCUCUCCUCCUCCCUCCCCUUCUCCCUCUACUUCUCUCUUUCCUUCACUCUCCCGCCCAUUUUCACUUCCCUUACUUUUCCCAUCCUCUCUUCCCUCUUCUACCCUGUUUUUCCCCUCCCUGUCCCCAUCCCAUCCCUCCCUCUAUAUUGACCUGAGUGUAUUCAGUUCAGGCCAAACCCUCCCCCUGAAUCUCCAUUCAUCUGUCUUCUCUAAGCAACUGCCCUCUCCUCAACUCUCCUCUGGCACUGCCAUCCCACCAUUCCCAUACAUUCUAUACACAAGUCCUUACCCUGCCCAUUCCCCCACACUCACCCUACAGCCCUAUUGCCCUUACCACUGUCUCUGUGGCUACACUUUCCCCUGUACUCUCCCUAUCCCCACUGCUGUGUAUGGCCCUGCUUCACUCCCCCACCCCCUUCCAGCCACGUGAAUGGUCCGCUCUGCUCCACCCCCAUCCCCUCUCCAGACCCCAGUUGGCUGGCCCCUUUGUCUCCCCCUGAAACUGAUGCUGGCAUGUGAUUGGUUCCUGACAAAGGGUGAUUGACAGCUUGGGAACCCUGCCUAACCUUUGACCCGAAGGGGCGGGGCAGAGUGCUGGCUGGUCGCUAGGCACCUGUCCGGCGGUGUCACAUGCCAUCUUUGUGUGUGAAGUUGUGUCUUUGUGUGCAGGAAGACUGAUCAAUUGAUACCAAAAUAACAGCUAAUCUCCCACACAAUAGAUAUCCUCUGUAUUGAUAAGGUUUUCAGAUAGGGAUUUAGGUAGCAAUUAGGAAUGUGCAUAUUUCCCUUUCAAGACGAUACGAUAUGUAUCAAGAUACAUGGGCUCCGAUACGAGAAAACAGCGCCGGAGAAGAUGGCUGCUGUUUUACAGCCCUCUAACCAAUUGUACUAUUAUGUGUGUUUUUCCGCGUUAUUUGUAAUUUAUUUUGUACAUAAUGUUUCUGCCAUCGUCUCUUAUAACCAAAAAGAGCUUCUGGAUAUUAGGACAGCGAUGACUCACCGCAUAUUGGACGAAGAUUUUUUCUUCAACAAGGCGGCCGCGAAGGAUAUCCUACAGACACCCGACAAGGCCCAAAUUCGCGUGAGGAAGAGACGGAGAUAUCGUGGACGUAGGGCGGUGUGCCUUCUAUCCUGCCUACAUCGGCAGGAUAGAACGGCUGACUCCGGUAAGACAAGGGGUGGCGGUGUAUAUUUGUAAACAACAGCUGGUGCACAAAAUCAAAUACUAAGGAAAUCUCAAGGUUUUGCUCGCCUGAGGUAGAGUAUCUUAUGAUAAGCUGUAGACCACACUAUUUACCAAGAGAGUUUUCAUCUAUAUUUUUCAUAGCUGUCUAUUUACCACCACAAACCAAUGCUGGCAUUAAGAUUGCAUUGAAUGAGCUGUAUAAGGCCAUAAAUCAGCAGGAAAACGCUCAUCCAGAUGCAGCGCUCCUAGUGGCCGGGGAGUUUAAUGCAGGGAAACUUAAAUCCGUUCUACCUAAUUUCUACCAGCAUGUUAAAUGUGCAACCAGAGGAAAAAAAACUCUAGACCACCUUUACUCCACACACAGAGACGCAUACAAAGCUCUCCCUCGCCCUCCAUUUGGCAAAUCUGACCAUAACUCUAUCCUCCUGAUUCCUGCUUAUAAGCAAAAACUAAAGCAGGAAGCACCAGUGACUCGGUUAAUAAAAAAGUGGUCAGAUGACACAGAUGCUAAGCUACAGGACUGUUUUGCUAGCACAGACUGGAACAUGUUCCGGGAUUCUUCAGAUAGCAUUGAGGAGUACACCACAUCAGUCACUGGCUUCAUCAAUAAGUGCAUCGAUGAUGUCGUCCCCACAGUGACCGUACGUACAUACCCCAACCAGAAGCCAUGGAUUACAGGAAACAUCCGCACUGAGCUAAAAGGUAGAGCUGCCGCUUUCAAGGAGCGGGACUCUAACCCGGACGCUUAUAAGAAAUCCCGCUAUGCCCUCCGACGAACCAUCAAACAGGCAAAGAGUCAAUACAGGACUAAGAUUGAAUCGUACUACACUGGCUCUGACGCUCGUCGGAUGUGGCAGGGCUUGAAAACUAUUACAGACUACAAAGGGAAGCACAGCCGCGAGCUGCCCAGUGACACAAGACUUCCAGACGAGCUAAACCACUUCUAUGCUCGCUUCGAGGCAAGCAACACUGAAGCAUGCAUGAGAGCACCAGCUGUUCCGGAUGACUAUGUGAUCACGCUCUCUGUAGCCGAUGUGAGUAAGACUUUUAAGCAGGUCAACAUUCACAAGGCCGCAGGGCCAGACGGAUUACCAGGACGUGUACUCCGAGCAUGUGCUGACCAACUGGCAAGUGUCUUCACUGACAUUUUCAACAUGUCCCUGACUGAGUCUGUAAUACCAACAUGUUUCAAGCAGACCACCAUAGUCCUCGUGCCCAAGGACUCUAAGAUAACCUGCCUAAAUGACUACCGACCCAUAGCACUGACGUCUGUAGCCAUGAAGUGCUUCGAAAGGCUGGUCAUGGCUCACAUCAACAUCAUUAUCCCAGAAACCCUAGACCCACUCCAAUUUGCAUACCACCCCAACAGAUCCACAGACGAUGCAAUCUCUAUUGCACUCCACACUGCCCUUUCCCACCUGGACAAGAGGAACACCUACGUGAGAAUGCUAUUCAUUGACUACAGCUCAGCAUUCAACACCAUAGUGCCCUCAAAGCUCAUCACUAAGCUAAGGAUCCUGGGACUAAACACCUCCCUCUGCAACUGGAUCCUGGACUUCCUGACAGGCCGCCCCCAAGUGGUAAGGGUAGGUAACAACACAUCUGCCACACUGAUCCUCAACACAGGGGCCCCUCAGGGGUGCGUGCUCAGUCCCUUUCUGUACUCCCUGUUCACCCAUGACUGCAUGUCCAGGCACGACUCCAACACCAUCAUUAAGUUUGCCGACGACACAACAGUGGUAGGCAUGAUCACCGACAACGAUGAGACAGCCUAUAGGGAGGAGGUCAGAGACCUGGCCGUGUGGUGCCAGGACAACAACCUCUCCCUCAACGUGACCAAGACAAAGGAGAUGAUUGUGGACUACAGGAAAAAAAAGAGGACUGAGCACGCCCCCAUUCUCAUCGACGGGGCUGUAGUGGAACAGGUUGAGAGCUUCAAUUUCCUUGGUGUCCACAUCACCAACGAACUAUCAUGGUCCAAACACACCAAGACAGUCGUGAAGAGGGCACGACAAAGCCUAUUCCCCCUCAGGAGACUGAAAAGAUUUGGCAUGGGUCCUCAGAUCCUCAAAAAAUUCUACAGCUGCACCAUCGAGAGCAUCCUGACUGGUUGCAUCACCGCCUGGUAUGGCAACUGCUUGGCCUCCGACCGCAAGGCACUACAGAGGGUAGUGCAUACGGCCCAGUACAUCACUGGGGCCAAGCUUCCUGCCAUCCAGGACCUCUAUACCAGGCGGUGUCAGAGGAAAGCCCUCAAAAUUGUCAAAGACUCCAGCCACCCUAGUCAUAGACUGUUCUCUCUGCUACCGCACGGCAAGCGGUACCGGAGUGCCAAGUCUAGGUCCAAAAGACUUCUCAACAGCUUCUACCCCCAAGCCAUAAGACUCCUGAACAGCUAAUCAUGGCUACCCAGACUAUUUGCACUGCCCCCCCACCCCAUCCUUUUACGCUGCUGCUACUCUGUUAAUUAUUUAUGCAUAGUCACUUUAACUCUGCCCACAUGUACAUAUUACUUCAACUACCUCAACUAGCCGGUGCCCCCGCACAUUGACUCUGCACCGGCACCCCCCUGUAUAUAUAGCCUCCCUACUGUUAUUUUAUUUUACUUCUGCUCUUUUUUUCUCAACACUUUUUUUGUUGUUGUUUAAUUUUUACUUUUUUGUUAAAAAUAAAUGCACUGUUGGUUAAGGGCUGUAAGUAAGCAUUUCACUGUAAUGUCUGCACCUGUUGUAUUCGGCGCAUGUGGCCAAUAAAAUGUGAUUUGAUUUGAUACAGAAACUGUAUGUUUUAGUUUGAAUCGAUUCGGUUUGAUUACAGAACGAAUCAAUGCAAUGUGGUUCGAUUCGAUGCACUAACGUUUGUUGCAUAAACACAUUCAUUUUACACAAGUCCUUACCCUACCCAUUCCCCCACACUCACAGGCUAUAGCCAGAUCAGAGUUGUGUCUCCAGUAGCUUAACUUUUAUUUCGGUAAAACAAAAUUUUCAACAGCGCAGAGAUAACAAUAACCUAAUAAGCCUAAUAUCACGCAAGCCAUUUUUGCAUUUGAAUGCUGAAGGUGCCGCGCAGAUGUGCAAGAUCAGGAACAGGCCGCCUACCUUGUGUUGGUCAGUGCGCAAAGCUGUGCACAGUGCGCAGUUUGACUAGGCUACUGAUACUCCUAGGGUUGUUCGGCAUGCCAAUGCUUAGUUCGACACUGAAGGAGAGGACGCGUCAGUUGUCACAAACUGAGGUGUUUUCGGAAGGUAGAAAGAAAGUAAUAUGAGCAACAUUUUCAUCGGUUUGGGGUCCGAUGAAGUCCUAUCUUAAACAUUUGAAACGGGGACUGAUGGGUAUCGGGGAAUCGUUACAUCCCUAGUAGCAAUAGCACUCUACUUUACUGUAAGACAAAUUACAUGGUAACGUUGUUACCCAAUGUUAUUACCCUUUUAAUUACUAUUCAGUCUGUUGGGGAUUAAUAUAAAUAAAAUAAUUUGUGAAUACUUCUAAUUUGAAUCACUGUUUCUCUGGGUAACGUUUAGAGUUUUCCCUGCCUGCCCCAGUGCCUGACUGGGCUGCUAUUCCUUUUUAGUGCAGUAUUUUCAUUCUUCCUUUUAUACCUCCUCUCUAGGGACCAGCCUCCUCUUAUUCCCUCUUUAUAAAGACCCCGGCCCAGGCUCCAGUACCAAUUUAAUAAUGUAGGACUGGGUUACAGAUUAGGAGAGAGAGGGGGAGAGGAUGGGAGCGAAAGAGGGAGAGCAACAGGUUGGGUGUGUGUGUGUGAGAGGGAGAGAGUGAUACUUAAUCACAGUGAGUGAGAAAGAGUGAGAGAUUGAGAGGGGUAGAGAGAGAUGUAUUUACUCGGCUUUCUUUCCUGUAAUGUUAGCUAGCUUGACCCACAUUCCGACACGAGAACAAUUUUUAUGCAUACUCUAACAAUUGCAUUUCAAUCAAUCACAUUUAUAUUUGAAGCCCUUUUUACAUCAGCAGUUGCCACAACGUGCUUAUAUAGAAACCCAGCCAAAAACUCCAGAGAGCAACCAAUGCAUGGUGGCUAGGAAAAAGAUUAGAUUUAACAAGUAACAUCUCUAAAUGAUCAUAGCUUUUAUCUGGAUUCACCUUGUCAUGGAAUUCGCUGAUCUCCUCUCCUCUGUUAUCCCAUUGGCUGAUCUCCUCUCCUCUGUUAUCCCAUUGGCUGAUUUCCUCUUCCUCUUCCUGUCAGCUACGAGGGCUUCUUCCUGUCGUGCUCUCUGACCCAUGGAGGGGCGGAGCUUUGUGCCCCCCAGCACACCAGCAAACAGCAGGUCAGCAAGUACCUGUUUCACCUGGUAGUCUGGGACCAGAGGUAUGUACCCAAUCACAACAGACCUUAGACACCUCAACCAACCUCACAGAGAUGUUCACCAAUCAGAGUCUAUGUAUCCUAAUAUUACUUGAUGCUUAUCAUUUAAAAGUAAUAUAGGUAUUUGCUAUCCAAACAACCACUUCUAAUAACAUGUACUCAUAACAUACACAACGUACACGUAGGCUUCCUAAAGCAUGUUAGUGUUCAAUCCAUCCCACUCUAGUACCAGGUGUUCUGUUUGUCCACCUACUUUCCCCUAUAUGUGUGUAAUGGAAAGAGCUGUUAGUUGUGCGUGUGGGUGUGUUUACAGUGAGGGAAAGAAGUAUUUGAUCCCCUGCUGAUUUUGUACGUUUGCCCACUGACAAAGACAUGAUCAGUCUAUAAUUUUAAUGGUAGGUUUAUUAGAACAGUGAGUGACAGAAUAACAACAACAAAAUCCAGAAAAACGCAUGUAAAAAAUGUUAUAAAUUGAUUUGGGGGUGUUUUUCUGCUAAGGGGACAGGACAACUUCACCGCAUCAAAGGGACGAUGGACGGGGCCAUGUACCGUCAAAUCUUGGGUGAGAACCUCCUUCCCUCAGCCAAGGCAUUGAAAAUGGGUCGUGGAUGGGUAUUCCAGCAUGACAAUGACCCCAAACACACGGCCAAGGCAACAAAGGAGUGGCUCAAGAAGAAGCACAUUAAGGUCCUGGAGUGGCCUAGCCAGUCUCCAGACCUUAAUCCCAUAGAAAAUCUGUGGAGGGAGCUGAAGGUUCGAGUUGCCAAACGUCAGGCUCGAAACCUUAAUGACUUGGAGAAGAUCUGCAAAGAAGAGUGGGACAAAAUCCCUCCUGAGAUGUGUGCAAACCUGGUGGCCAACUACAAGAAACGUCUGACCUCUGUGAUUGCCAACAAGGGUUUUGCCACCAAGUACUAAGUCAUGUUUUGCAGAGGGGUCAAAUACUUAUUUCCCUCAUUAAAAUGCAAAUCAAUUGAUAACAUUUUUGACAUGUGUUUUUCUGGAUUUUCUUGUUGUUAUUCUGUUUCUCACUGUUCAAAUAAACCUACCAAUAAAAUUGUAGACUGAUCAUGUCUUUGUCAGUGGGCAAACGUACAAAAUCAGCAGGGGAUCAAAUACUUUUUUCCCUCACUGUAUGUGUGAGUGCACAUGUGUGUACUUAUUGAAGCAGAUGGAAAGUGUUUACAGUGGGUUGUAACUAGUCUCCUUGGCUACGUAUGCAGCAUCCAGUAUCGAUUUUCUGAUCUCUGUACCUCCUGUCCUUGAUGCGUUGUCCCUGGGGUUAUUUUAAAGACACUAUUGUUGCAAUAAUAUUUUUGCCUCUAUUGUAAUAAUAUUUGUAGUCCUCCGGUAUCUGGGUGGAUUUAUAAAGCGUUGUAGAGAAACAUGUUUUUAUCAACCCUUGUAGGCAUAAUGGUUCCUUCAGAUGUGACAGCAGUGCAAAACCUUGACCCUAAAACACCACUUCCCGAGAAGACUGCAUUGACAGUGUCCAGCUUGUUGGAGCUUCUUGAGAUGGCAUAAACACAAAUAGACCUGGCACAAAUACCAAAUAGGACAUGUUUCAUUCUGGCUGGAGUACUUUGGAGUUUGGACAGGGAGUGUAGCGGGCUACAGCCUUGUAAGGUAGCCUUCCUCAAACUGCUCUUGGUUUGUUGGUCGUGUAAGUCUUGAAAGUAAAUUGUUUGUCUUUUUGGCUGGACGACUCAUCUUAAUGUCCUACUCCAGUCUCCUUUUCACCUCAUUUAUCACCUGAUUUACUUAACAAAAGGCACAUCUCAGUAGGUGGUCCAGGUGUCCUCAUGACAUGGCACAAGUGGGGGGGGUGAGCCUUUCCUCUUUUGUUCUCUAUUGCUCCUCAAGCAUCUAUUACGGGAUUCCCGUUCUUAGUGUACAACAUGGCCCCGUAACUGAACAUGUUGUCUUAGUUAGCGAAACAUGCUAGCAGAUCCACCAGUGGGGUUUAGCUCAGAACCAAUGGUGUGUGUUCAUCACACGACUAUUUUUAGUUAGCUCAAUGCUAGCUCCUUUCAUGCUAACAAGUCUUUGAAGUUUUAGGAUUCCAACAGAGUUCUUAAUGUGUUCUUCUCUUUCAUGUAGGAGAUAUGUUGAAAGCACACAGGUCCCAUGUGGAUGACAGAGGGCUAAAUAUAAUGGAGGGCCCGUUUACUAGCCCUAUAACGUUACUCUGCUGUUCACUAACAGUUACAGUGAGGGAUCGUUUACUAGCUCUAUAACAUUACUCUGCUGUUCACUAAUAGUUACAGUGAGGGAUCGUUUACUAGCUCUAUAACAUUACUCUGCUGUUCACUAAUAGUUACAGUGAGGGAUCGUUUACUAGCUCUAUAACAUUACUCUGCUGUUCACUAAUAGUUACAGUGAGGGAUCGUUUACUAGCUCUAUAACAUUACUCUGCUGUUCACUAAUAGUUACAGUGAGGGAUCGUUUACUAGCUCUAUAACAUUACUCUGCUGUUCACUAAUAGUUACAGUGAGGGAUUGUUUACUAGCUCUAUAACGUUACUCUGCUGUUCAGUUACAGUGCCACUCCCAGACAACUCUCUUCUAGGGAAAUUAGUAUUUACUUUAUAUUAUAGCUACUGCAUUUCACAAGGAUUCAACUACAACUGAAUCGAUCUCUCCCGCUCUCUCAACCCCCCACUCUCUUUCCUUCUCUAUUCCUCUCUUCCCCUUCAAUCCUUCUCUAUAUCCUCCUCCUCUCUCAUUGCAUUUCUCUCUUUUCUCCCUCCCUCCCUCUCCCCCCCAGGGUGUGUUUCCCAGUGCAGAUCAACCAGUUGCCAAGGGAGACCCAGAUGCAAGUGACUCUGUAUGCCAGUGCUCUGCCACCACCUGGAGGAGCGGAAGAGAAGGGUAGUAAGCAGCGCCGCAGCAUCGAAUCCCUGGGCUGGGUCACCAUGCCCCUCUUCAACUUCAGACAGUGAGUAGUGGUCCACAGGAGGGUGGGUGGGUGUGUGAGUCAGUCUGAGAUUAUGACCGUCACCCUCUCCCCCAGCAUCCUGACGUGUGGGAGGAAGCUACUGGGUCUGUGGCCUUCCACCCCAGGAAGUAACGCUCACUCCAGCUCCCCCAACUUCAGCCAGCCUGACAGCGUCAUCCUGCAGGUAACUGACCUAGUCACACACACACACACACACACACACACUUUUUCUCCUCCUCUUCCUUCCUCUCUUUCUCUUAUGUCACUCAAUUUCUUUUUCAAGGUGUAGUUCCCUAUUACCUAUUGUCCUCCUUUUUCACUCCCUCUCUUUUUCCCUCCUUUACAGCUUUCCUUUCCUCUCCGCCCUCCCUCUUCCUCACUCUCUCCCCCCUCUUUCCUCUCCGCCCUCCCUCUUCCUCACUCUCUCCCCCCUCUUUCCUCUCCGCCCUCCCUCUUCCUCACUCUCUCCCCCCUCUUUCCUCUCCGCCCUCCCUCUUCCUCACUCUCUCCCCCCUCUUUCCUCUCCAGACUGGCCUGUUUCAAUAAAACAUAUACUGUUGCUCCUGGUCAAAAGAACAGCCUCGAAAAGGCUUACACACACACUACAGGUACAGUAGGUUUUCUGCCUGAGUGUGUAACAUGAAAGUUUGAUGUCUUUUGGCCCGUUUUAGAGCUGUGGCGCAGAUAUGGGGUUUGGAGUUCUAAAGUGCUCUAUCUGUCUCUACCGGCUCAAUGACCAGAAUAUUCCCCACACAUGUUAAAGCAUAGGCAGAGGGACUCACACGCACAUUGGUAGUCAUGCAUGUAGUGCUCACACACACACACACACACACACACUACAACUGCUGCCUGCAGAAGGGACCUGAAAGUAGGUCAGAUGGAUCUUUUCUGGCCAAAGAACAUACCUGGGAUGUUAGACUGCCCUGCUGUAUACCUUCUGACACACACAUCCUCCUUGCCCUCACUCUCACUCUCACAUUCUCUUACACUCACUUCUCUCGCUCGCUCGCUCACUCACACACGCACACGCAGUGUUUCUUCUCAGCAGUAUUGUAGUGUAAACCCAUUCCCUCCUGCAGUGCCAGCCCAGUGUGUGGCAGUGCCAACUGGCCCGUGGCGCUGUUUCCCAGUGGCUCUUUGUCUCAGUGCAGUGCCCUGCGUUAAAAUGGGAUCUCUGUGUGUGCUCUAUUGCAAUCAGUCUCCUUAUUAACGUGGGGACAUCAUUUGAGGCUUCAUACAUCAUCACUGAUGGCAGAACAUAUGCUUACACACACACACACACUCCCCCCACAUCGUAUAAGAAACAUCUGGGGCCUGCCAUACAUCUGUCACUCAUUAACCCGAAUGUAACCCCCUCACACACACACACACAUUUCAAUGCCAAAACAAAUUUACUGGAUGAUACAUAAGAAUUGAUUCUCUAUCUGACCUAAUUUUGGUUACAUUCCUCUCCGUCUGUCUUCUUCCUAAAAGCUUUCCCUCAGUGGCCUGCCAUGACUUUACAUUUCUUAUCUCUUGGCUUUUCAUGUUUGUUUUUUCCUCCUACUUUCCUUGUUAAUUCCUCACUUCAUUCUGUUCCUCUCCUCUCACCCAAUCCCACCUUCCAUUUCUCCAUACAUCCGUUACCUUGUCCAUCUGCUCUGUAACAGUCAGUAUUUUUACUCUCCAUACUCAAUGAGUGUGUAUUACGUGUAUGUAUAUCUGUGAGAGUAACAAUGAUAUAAAUCAAACCAUAUCGUUAUUGAAGUAUAUUUCCCUCAUCACAACACGUCAUCUUGGUGUUGUUGUUAGUGUGAUCUCUGACCUCUAACCUCUGGCCUCUUUCUCUAGGUGGACUUCCCCACGUCGUCGUUUGAGGUACUCUUCAGUACCCCCCCUCCUGCAGAGUUCAGUCCCCAGUAUGACUUCUCCAGACUGGACCAGCACAGCCAGAGACAACUACAGGACGUUCUGCACAAGAAGUCACUCUUCUGGUGAGACUAUUAUUCUGUCUGGCGGUCCGUCUAGCCGUCUGUGUCUGUCUGGCUGUCUGGCUGGCUGGCUGUCUGGCUGGCCGUCUGUCCGUCAGUCUCACUCUUUCUCUAUCACGCUACCUUUCUACUCCCUCUCCAUGGGAUGACAGAACAGCCCUGUCAGACUAACAUACAUUCAUUCAUUCACUACAUCAUUAUAACGUCGCUGUUACACUGCAUUAGAGUAGUGAGAGUUGUUAUGUACUGUAUAUGCCUGUGCUAGUGUGCAAACCCAGCAGUGUAGCGUUCAGCUGUAUAAGUUAUUAAAGAGUGUUAAUGGGUUCGUAGUGGAGAGAACAGGAAGAGAGACAGGAGAUAUAAGGGCAGUGUGGUGCUCUGGGGAUGGUAUUGGGAGGGGUGGAGAGGAGAGGGGGAUUGGUGAAAGAGAGGAGUGGGUUUUAGUUGAUGAUGUCAUAGCAGCAGCUGGUGGCGAAUCCGCCCCAGAUUAUAUUAUACCCCCAUCCUCUAUCAUCUCCCCAUCCCCCUCUCCUCUCCUCUUUUGUCCCCUGUAUGUGUGUGUGUGGUGUAUGGUGUGUGUGUGUGUGUGUGUGUGUGUGUGUGUGUGUUGAGCUAUUGUGUGGGUGGGUGUUUUUGGUUUUACUAUCCUUGUGGGUACCAGAAGUCCUCACAAGGAUAGUAAAACAAGGAAAAUCCAGACAAGUGGGGACAUUUCGCCAGUCCCCACAAAGAAAAAGGCUAUUUUAGGGUUACAAUUAGAGUUAGGAGUUAAGUUUAAGUUAGGGGUUUGGGGUUAAGGUUAGGGUUACUGUGUGGGUUUAGGGUUAGGAGUUAGGAAAUAGGAUUUUGAAUGGGAAUCAAUUGUUUGGUCCCCAUAGUGUAGUGUUUAGUCCAUUAGUCGUUGUCAUAGUUUAUGAUCUUUCUCGUGUAUUGUGAGAGAGAAACACAGUUCUGUUUAUAUCUUGGACCAGAGUGUGUUUUGAUGUUUACUUCCAAGCAGGAUUCUGUAAAUGAGGCUUUGGAGCAUGCCUUUGAAAGCUAGAAGGAAGGGGAAUGUGCUGUGUGUGUUUUUUAAUGUUUGUUCAAUGUAUACUUUGAGCCUUUCCCCCACUCUCUUGACCUGUAAAUAACCAGGAAUGUCUCAAUGUCAACCUAUGAGGCUUUUGACUAGAAUGUGCACGAGGGCUGGGCGAUAUGGCCAAAAUAUAAUAUCACGGUAUUUUUUAAAUUUAUGAUGGUAUUUAAUGUUUUUGAAUAAUAAAAGUUCAACAUUUGCUUUAUGAGUGGUGCGUGACCCUAGGGUGGCAACACAUAAAUAUUAAGUGAUGUUGAUGGGUCUUUCUCCAUUCUGAUUGUUUUAUACUGUUCAAUUAAACUUCAACCAACAUUUUCUGCAUUUUCAUCAAUAUCUGCAUUUCCUGCACUAAUUUAAGAUCAUAUCCACACUGCCACAUAGGGCUGCGCGAUAUGGGCAAAAAGUCUAGGACUUAUUAUUUUACCAAAUGUUGCAGUUUAGCCACAACUUGCUUAGAAAAGACAAACUAACUGUUUGCAGAUGUAAGAAACACAAACUAAUAGUGUAAUUAUAGAACGCUUGUGGAUUUACAUUAAUAAGAAGCAAAGUGGAAACAGCAUCGUUGUCAUCAAUAUUGCUGCAUUGACCAUGCAGACUGAACGCAAGUGUCUCGUGGUCAAUCAACAACAAAUGCGCUCCUUGAGUGACAGGGGGCGGGACUAGGGCUGUGUGGAAAGCAUCAUUUAGAGCAGGGGUGUCAAACGUCCGGCCCGCGGGCCGGAUCAGGCCCGCAAACGGGUUUAAUCCGGCCCGCGAGAUGAUUAAAAAAAAAUAAUAAUAAUAAUAAUAAAAAUUUAUAAUAAUUUUGUAAAGUAAAAAAAUGCGCUGCAAUUUUUCAAGAAAAUAAACUGCUGUUCCAAUUGCGUCCACUGGAUGGCGCAAUAGCAAUUGUGUUAAGCAAGCAAACUGUUUAUACCGGGGCAGAGCAAGUAGGUCAAGCAAAGCACUUUGUUUUGCCCGCGAUAUUUAUUACGGCUUCUACUUUUAACAUUAUGUGCUUUGGCACCCUCAUUGCCCCAAUAUGUCUCUGUCAAAAAAGAGAAAAGUGGACGCAGAGUGUUCCAAGAAAAAUGGUCAUCCUAUUUAUGCUGAAAGAAUAUUACCUUCGUCGCCACUAUGUGAGUCUUCAUGCCGACAAAUAUGACAACUUUCAAGGACAGCGGAGAUGAGAGAAGGUGAAUGUACUGUUGGCGGGUCUGAAGAAACAGCAGUCUGUGUUUACUCACAGCCGAGACAUCAGUGAAAGCAGUGAAAGCUAGCUACCUCAUUGCUAAUGAAAUCGCAGUGGCUUCAAAACCAUUUAGUGAGGGUGAAUUUGUAAAAACAUGCAUGAUGAAGGCAGCGGAGAUUGUGUGCCCUGAAAAGCGGCAGGCUUUUGCAAAUAUCAGCCUGACAAGAAACACAGUGGCAGACAGGAUUUCCGAUCUUUCAGUGGAUUUGGACAGCCAGUUGAAGCAAAAAGUAAAGUCAUUUAUUGCGUUUUCGGUUGCAAUUGAUGAAAGCACGGACAUUACAGAUGUUGCACAACUGGCCAUUUUCAUCCGCGGAGUUGAUGACACAUUGACCGUCACCGAGGAGUUCGUGGAGUUGGUGCCGAUGACAGAUACAACGACAGCAGCUGAUAUUUUUACCGCACUCGUCGGCGCGCUGGACAGGGUCGGAGUGGACUGGUCCCGCGCUGUCAGCCUGGCUACAGAUGGUGCGCCCUCAAUGAUCGGGAAAAAAGCAGGCGUUGUGACAAAGUUCAGAGAGAAAGUGCAAUCUGCAAAUGGAGGACGUGAUUUUUUGACUUUUCACUGUAUUUUGCACCAGGAGGCUUUGUGUUGCAAGUCAUUAAAGAUGGAUAACGUCAUGAAGGUGGUCAUCCAAACUGUUAAUUUCAUCCGAUCCAGAAGCCUGAAUCACCGUCAGUUUGACAGCCUUCUCAGAGAGAAAGACCACAUCUAUGGCCUGCCAUACCACACUGAGGUAAGAUGGUUAAGCCGAGGUGCUGUGCUGAGGCGUUUCUUUGAUUUACGAGAAGAAAUUGAACAGUUCAUGGAAGAAAAGGGCAAACCAGUGUUAGAAUUUCAUUCCGCAGAAUGGAUGCAGGACCUUGCAUUUAUGGUGGAUGUUACAGAGCACCUGAAUAACUUGAACAAACAGCUGCAAGGGCGCAACAAAGUUGUCACGCAGUAUUAUGACAGCAUACGUUCUUUCAAGUUGAAGCUGUCAUUGUGGGAGACGCAACUUGCCGGUGGUGAUGCAGCUCACUUCCCCUGUCUGAAAAAUGUGUGCGCGACCCAACAUGUGGCAGACAUGAAGCGGUUCAAAGAUAAAAUAACGGGACUGUUACGGGAGUUUGAGCAACGCUUUCAGAUUUAUGUUUAUAUGUUUUUAUGUUGAUGUGCUAUUGUUUUUAAUUGAUUUUAUUUUAUUUGUAUAUUUAACCUAUUCUUGACUCUGUGGUUCUUGCACUUGUUUGGGGAACAGUAUUUCAUUAUUUUAUCUACAUUUCUGCCUGAGAAAUGACACCCUGAUAUAGUUCUGUGAUCUGUGAUAUACUUCUGUGAAUCACUGAGGCAUUGUGUGUUUGUGUGUUCUUUGUCCUCAGAACUUUCAAAUAACUUGAGGUGUUUUAUGAUUAAUAGUGAUGUUGUGCUUUUGGACACUGUCCUCAGGCUCCAGCUUUAUGUUUAUAUGUUUUUAUGUUGAUGUGCUAUUGUUUUUAAUUUAUUUUAUUUGUAUAUUUAACCUAUUCUUGACUCUGUGGUUCUUGCACUUGUUUGGGGAACAGGAUUUCAUUAUUUUUAUCUACAUUUCUGCCUGAGAAAUGACACCCUGAUAUAGUUCUGUGAUCUGUGAUAUACUUCUGUGAAUCACUGAGGCAUUGUGUGUUUGUGUGUUCUUUGUCCUCAGAACUUUCAAAUAACUUGAGGUGUUUUAUGAUUAAUAGUGAUGUUGUGCUUUUGGACACUGUCCUCAGGCUCCAGCUUUAUGUUUAUAUGUUUUUAUGUUGAUGUGCUAUUGUUUUUAAUUGAUUUUAUUUUAUUUGUAUAUUUAACCUAUUCUUGACUCUGUGGUUCUUGCACUUGUUUGGGGAACAGGAUUUCAUUAUUUUUAUCUACAUUUCUGCCUGAGAAAUGACACCCUGAUAUAGUUCUGUGAUCUGUGAAACAGUUCUGUUAAUCACUGAGGCAUUGUGUGUUUGUGUGUUCUUUUUCUUUAGAAUUUUCAAAUAAACUUGACGUGUUUUAUGAUUAAUAGUGAUGUUGUGCUUGUACUAUUCUGGACACACUGUCCUCAGGCUCCAGCUUUAUGUUGUAUGUUGAUCGUAUUAAAACAAAGAAAACAAUCUGAAGUUGUUGUUUUUAAGUUAUAUAUACCAUGAUUUUUCCGGUCCGGCCCACUUGGGAAUAGAUUUUCCUCCAUGUAUCACAUUUAACGGCGUAUCACAUUUAACAAAUGAAACAUUCAAAUACCGUUAUAGAAGGCAAAGUAAAAACCCAAACUGGUCUGUGCAUCAAUACCGGUAUAGAGUAAAAUAUGGUAUAUCGCCCAGCCCUAAUGUGCACACAUUCAAAUCUUCAACAAAUGAUGAUUAAUGGUCAGGAUCAAUUUAAUAUUACAUGAAAAACACUAGAGUUAUCAGUGUUGAUGAAUAAUGAUUUAAAGCCAAUUCUCUUAAGGCACAGUCUUUCCACACAACUGUACAGGCUUCGGUGCCAUCCAAUAUCAGGCUCCAUGCAGGAAGUAGAUCAGCUGAGCUCAUCCAAUAGCAACAACUGUUGUCCAGCUGGAUCAUCCAAUCCCAACAAUGACACAGUAUAUUCAGCCAAUGGAAACAACCGUACCAAGGAGAACCCUUCCAAUAGUAACAAAAAUUAUUUUCCCAGCCCUCUGCUCUGCUAGAGCGGAUAGAGAACAAAAACCUGUGUCUGUUGAUUUAGGCAGCGAUUCAAACAUACACAUAUGAACCUGUGUGUGAUGAGUAUGAAUGUACUGUUUAUUCUCCCUUCUCCCAGUCACUCUCUCUCUAUUUUUCUUCCUCAUUAUCUGUCUCGCCUUUACUCCCUCUUUCUCCGUCUGUCUCUCCCUCUCCCUUACACACCAUUUCCAAAAAUUGUCUUAUUUUUUUUAAAUCUUUGCCUGUUUCAAAUUUAACGAUUGUUCUUUAUUGGCGUAACCACGUUAGAGUGAGUAUUGCCAAAGCAAGGAGAAACAGAGCAAUGUUAUCGUGACAGAACAAAGAGAGCAUUGAUACGUGUUGGCCACAUUUAUACCAUGGCUAUCUAUCUCUUAAUCUCUCGUGGACAUAUGAAACGACGAGAAUCUGUCAAGGCCCACGUAGAAUGUGAUUACGAGCAGCAGUAGUUCCUGCUUUUUUGGUUUUCGUAGUUGAUAAUUUGGACGAAUCAGGAUUUUUAGAAGGCGGUGCUUAAAUUGGUGCGGUGAUUUUCAAGGCCGUGUGCGGAUGAUAAACGCUUUCCACAGCCACAAAGUCAAAAUGGGUUGUAUCGUAAAAAUUCAUGAAAACUCAAACUUUGGCCUUGAUAAACACGGGUGAAAUUAGCUGAACGGAGGGGUUUGGCCGAUAGUUUCCGUUUUACGUGAGAGGAAACUUGGCUUCCUUUCUUCGCACAAAGGUAUUCACAAUUGUUAACGGCAUUCCACCAGAAGUAAAACAGGAAAUUACAAACUUUCACGAGAUAGAUAGUUUUACUUCUGGGUAAGCAAGAUUAUCUCUUUAUUACAGUGGAGAGAGGCCAUCUAAUGCUUCUGAGAGUAACACCAAAAAAUACAGUAUUUCCCCCUUUUCUUUUCCAAAGGGAUGGGGUUCUAAGUAUGCAUUAUUUCACUCUCUUUCCCCGUCUCCACCGUUUACUCUCUUUACCCCUCCCUUCUAUCCAUAACACCCUCUCUUUGCCCCACUCUCAAGCAAAAUAUGAAUGUCAUUUAAUAAGGUAGCUUAUAUUUAUCCUCUCUCUCUCUCCCCUCCCUCUGUCCAGGUUGACUCCAGAGGACAAGCGUCUGUUGUGGGAGAAGCGUUCAUUCUGCCAGUCAGAGAGUGGUGCCCUGCCCCUGGUGCUAGCUAGUGCCCCCUGCUGGGAGUGGGCAUGUCUGUCAGACAUCUAUGCCCUACUCCGCCAGUGGGCAUGUCUCAACCACCACGACGCACUGGGCCUGCUGCAUGCCUCGUAAGUGGACUGUGUGUGCGUGUGGUUACCAGGCAAUGGUUUCUGGGGCAGCACUCGCCAGGGAAACAGUCACCGGGCAACUGUCGCCAGAAGACCUGUGGUCACCAUUCAACCUUGUCAUGAUGUGUUAGGACUGGAGGUGUUAGUGUGGACCACAGCCAUGCUGGCAGUUUGGGGUCAUGGUCAGAGAUGGGAGUGGACCUGACAGGCUUAGAAUCCUGUUCUGGAACAUAAAUACCAUGAGUUCACCUCAGCAGGGCAACAUGCAUGGCAUCACAUGCAUCAACCGCUUUGAAGAAUGACAGUUCAAUGAUUAAUGAGGUCCAAGCAUUUGUUUGAUCUCUCAAAUAUUUCUUUAUUUUGGAUUGAAACAAUGUAGUAAUUGAAUACGAAAUGUAUUUAAUGUGUAUUAGGUUCCCUGAUCAGGAGCUGAGGCAUACUGCAGUACAGUGGAUGGACUCCAUCUCUGACCCUGAGCUGCUGGACUUCCUACCACAGCUGGUGCAGGUAACACCGUACCAAUGCCUUAUGAGCGCACCUUACCAAUUCAUUAUGAAUACCAUACAAACACCUUAUUAGAGGGCUAUGUGGAGCAACUAACCAACUCUCUUAAUCUGUGUCCCCCUCUGGCUCGCAGGCUCUUAAAUAUGAGUGUUACCUGGACAGUCCGUUGGUGCGUUUCCUGCUACGGAGAGCCAUAGGGGACAUGCGCAUUGCACACUAUCUCUUCUGGUGAGACUUACACACAUCAGCUCAUGCAUGAAGACGCACUCAGCCUUCCUUUUGUCUUCAUACACAACCUGAUGUAGGCUCACAUAGAUACACACAGACACACACCGCCUCUUAUUUCAACAUAGACAUGAGUCAAUUCAUCACUCACAUUCGCUCACAGAAACACCCAUUAACAAAGUAAAGCACUGCAUGCCAUACAUGACAAUGCUGUAAUGUAGGACAAUGUCAUUGAUGCAUUGUCUUCACUAGGGCAAACAUGUUCACAUGUCUCCACCUGCUGGACAGAUUGGGAAAUGCCAAAACAAACUCACUGGAUGAUGCAUAAGAAUUUAUUCUUAAAAAUGAGUUAACACAAUUACAUCAGGGCCCAUAUUCAUAAGAAGUAGGAGUGCUGAUCUAGGAUCAGGUCCCCCCUCUUAAUCAUUAUGAUUUGAAAGGCUAAACUGAUGCUAGAGGAGCACUCGGAGAUGCUUCAUGAAUACGGGCCCUGAACACAAAGUACACAUGUUUUAAAUAGUGGACCACAUGAACAAUAGUCAGAUAUUGUUGUGAAACCUCUCUCCUCCCCCUUCUUCCCUCCUCUCCUCCCCCUUCCCUCUCUUUCCCAGGUUGUUGAAGGACACCCUGCAGGACAGUCAGUUCAGUGGGAGGUACCAGCACCUGUUAGCAGGCCUGCUGUGCUGUGUGGGUAGGGGUCUCAGAGAGGAGUUUGACAGACAGUGCUGGCUGGUCACCAUCCUGGCUAAAGUAGCCCAACGUGUCCGGGACACCUCUCCCUCCAGCAGACAGGCUAUCCUUCGAGAGGGCCUAGAGGAGGUCAAGCAGUUCUUCUCAGGCAGUAGCAGCUGCCGUCUCCCCCUCAACCCUGGCAUGCUGGUCAAAGCCAUCAACAUACAGGUACGUGUUUGUGUUAGUGUGUGUGUGUGUGUGUGUGUGUGUUUGCUCCUGUGUGUGUGUGUGUGUGAUCUCUAAUCCUCUCUCUCCUCUCCUGUCUGCAGUUGUGUUCCUACUUCAACUCCAACGCCGUGCCCCUCAAAUUGUCCUUCCAGAACCUGGACCCUCGGGGAGACAACAUCAAUGUCAUCUUCAAGGUAAACAUUUCAAACUCCACUGAAUCAGAGAGCCACUUAAGACUGCUGAGAUGCAGCACCUGUUGUGCACAUUUACAUUUACUGAAUCAACAAACCACUUAAAUGUACCUUUCUGAACCCGUGUUGACCUUCGACCUCUGUGACCGCUGUGUCUUGUGCCCUCUGACCGCUGCUCUCAAGUCAGGUGACGACCUGCGCCAGGACAUGCUGACCCUGCAGAUCAUCCGCAUCAUGAACAAGAUCUGGAUCCAGGAGGGGCUGGACAUGAGGAUGGUGAUCUUCAGAUGCUUUUCUACGGGAAGAGGCAGAGGUAAGGAGGAAGCGAGAGUGAGAGAGUGAGAGAGAGAAGGUGGGAGAGAGGUUCCUGUUUUGAUUAAUUUAAUGGCGUGGGUUAGGUCUGCUCUAUACCAAAUUAGCAUACCCCCUGAGUCUUUUCCCUGUUUUACUUCUGGUAGUUUGGUGGAUGGGACUACCAGCUCUCUUUAACCUAGAGGGCAACCAGUGGGUCCAUCUCCUCUUUACCAUGUUUCUUGUAGGAUGACAAUGUCUGUAGGAUGACAAUGUGUGUAUUUCUGAUUUCUUUGGUGAAGUCCAGGUUCCUGCUCUUUAGGGCAAAGGCAGAUGACCUCAGGCCUUGGAUAUUCCAGGAUGAGCUAGUGAAGGCUUUGUGUUCCAUAAAGUGUCCAAUGUUUUUAUUUGUGUGGUUUAGCCUCAGACCAGUAAGUGUGAGCAGAGCCUACUGAGCAUCUGAUACAUUCCAUUGGCUUGGGCUAGUGUAAGAGUGGGGGUUGGGCCUGUUUGCCUGCUCACAGCCUGGGCGUAUGUGUGACUUUCAUGUUGAGGCCCUCUUUGCGGGAUGUCCUUUAGGGUCCUGGCGAAGGUGGGCACUGCUGCCUCGUAUAGGUGGACCUGGUCAUAAAGGCUGUUCAAGUCCAGGGUGGAGUAGUGGGCCAGGUAUACAUUUGGUUUUGAGGCAUGGCCAUGGGAAAUACUUCCGUUUACCCACUGUAUGGUAGCAUGGUGGAAGUAUUUUCGUGGUAGCAGGGUGGAGAUAACCACUUGUGCGUUGGGGAAAGUAGAAUAAACUUUUUCAAUCACUGCCUUGAGUGCUGUGGCCUCCCUUUCCUGCUGUGCUCUCAGGUCAUUUUUGCCUGUGUGUAUUAUUAUGUGGCUGAUUGACCUGAGUUGGUGCUCAGAAAAAGAUCUAUGGCGUGCUGGGUGUUUGGACACCAGAGUUUAGACACCGUGUGUUUGGGAAAAGGUUUAUUUUCUUGUAUAUAUUUCCCGUUUGAGUCCAUAAGGAGUACAAUCUGUGGCUUGUGUGUGUCCUCUGUGGGUGUGGGGGGGUUGUCAGGAGGGCUGACAGGGGGUUGCUAGGAGGGGGUAGGGUCCCCUGGGCUUGGGGUUCUUCAUUUAUCUGUCCUACUGUGAUGUCGAGGCUAUUGUCAAGGUCUGGGGUGGACUGUUCUGCUGUGGUGUCUGCUGGCUUUUCAGCAGGGGUGGCCAGCUCUCUCAUGGGUUGUUCUCUAUCACACCUCAUCUUUCUAACCUUCUCCUCUAUUGCUCACAUCUUCUCCUGUUGCUGGGCCUCCUCCUUCCGCUCCUGCUCUUUCUCCUGUUGAAGUUGUCUCGCCACAGUCCAGAGUGAAGAAAUGUCUCUACCCCUCCACCUCUCCGGGUCUGGUUGAGGGGGUGUUGUUGUGCUGGACUGUUGUCUGGGUCUGUGCUGACUGGAGUGUGUUCACCUGCUGUUCCAGCUCCUCCAGCUGGGUGAAUGUAUUCUUAAUUUCAGUGAGGGAGUAGUACUCUGUGUUGGGGAGGUUGACUUUUCGCUUGGGGUUGCUCGUCUGUGGGGUUGUUUUAAGGAAGAGGUCUGGACUGACUUGCUCGGAGUGGGGGAGUCUUUCUCAAGAGAGAGCUUCUCCUGCUGCGCUCCCUCUUUGAUUCCGUGGAAGUCCAGCUGAAACUGUUUGGGGUUGCCCUGUACAAAUACUGUUCCAGACUUGUACAGGUUGACAUUGGUUGACUCAGUCCUCGUUGUCUAGUAUCCUGAGUUUCCACCCAUCGCUAACACCCCCUCUUGACAGAGGGGUAGCACUGUGCUUUGCCAGAGGAUGGUCUGUGUGGAAGAUGAAGUUGCUUACAUUCCCAUUUUUGUAGCAGUCAGCAAAAAGUGUCUGGAUUGUCCAUGAUGAGCUUCUUUUUGUACUCUUUGUGUCCCACAUUUUUUACAUCCAAUGGGUACUGUAUUGUGAUGACCUCUGCACAGGUGGAAGCCAUGGAGCAACGGGCCUCAAAGCCCUCUGUAUUUGGGUGGGGGAGGCUGUGAAACUCUUCUGCCAUUGUUGUGCUCAAGGGCUUUGACACCUCUCACUUCACACCUCAGUGCUAAUUGAAAUUGCAGCCGGAUCUGUUCUGUCCUAGCAAGCUUGGUAGCCUUAACUUAGCAUUCAGUCCUUAUAAAGUAAAAUAGAUUAUUGUAAUACAUUUUUCUUUUGGCUUUAAAAGAAGCUUCAGACUAAACAUUAUUUUCAGGUUUCUGUUGUUCUUCUUUUGCUGGUCGUUAGUUUGCCAGAGCAUUUGCUGUAUAUCUUUGGUAGUAAGAAUCCUUCCAGGUAAUUUUGUCCAAAAUCAGGUUGUAGGUUUGGAGUUUUGAUUUGGAGUGAAGGUUAUGUUGUGGAGGGUAGUAUCCUAUAUAUGUUAUUCUGAAAAAAUCCAAGUUUAUCCAACUCUAAAUCUACAGUGAGGGAAAAAAAGUAUUUGAUCCCCUGCUGAUUUUGUACGUUUGCACACUGACAAAGAAAUGAUUAGUCUAUAAUUUUUAUGGUAGGUUUAUUUGAACAGUGAGAGACCGAAUAACAACAACAAAAUCCAGAAAAUUGCAAUGAUCAUGAGAACGGUGAGGAAUCAGCCCAGAACUACACAGGAGGAUCUUGUCAAUGAUCUCAAGGCAGCUGGGACCAUAGUCACCAAGAAAACAAUUGGUAACACACUACGCCGUGAAGGACUGAAAUCCUGCAGGGAAACAUUACACUCACAAAAGUUGUAAAAGAGUAUAGACAUUUCAAAUGUUCUAUUAUUGGCUGUGUACAGUGUUGUAAUGUGCAAGUAGUUGAAGUAUGAAAGGGGAAAUAAAUAAACAGAUAAAUAUAGGUUGUAUUUACAAUGUUUUUACUCCUCUGGUUGCCCUUUUCUCAUGGCAACGGGCCACAAAUCUUACUGAUGUGACUGCACACUGCGGUAGUUUAUCAAUGUUUGAUUUGUUUUCAAAUUAUUUGUGGGUGUGUGUGAUCUGUGGGAAAUACACUAUAUAGAAGAGUAUGUGGACACCCCUUCAAAUUAGUGGAUAUGGCUAUUUCAGCCACACCCAUUGCUGACAGGUGUAUAAAAUUGAGCACACAGCCAUGCAAUCUCCAUAGACAAACAUUGGCAGUAGAAUGGUUUUACUGAAGAGCUCAGUGACUUUCAACAUGGCAACGUCAUAGGAUGCCACCUUUCCAACAAGUCAGUUCGUCAAAUUUAGUUCCAGUGAAGGGAAAUCUUAACGCUAUAGCAUACAAUGACAUUUUAGGCGAUUCUGUGCAUCCAACUUUGUGGCAACAGUUUUGGGAAGGCCCUUUCCUGUUUCAGCAUGACAACGCCCCCAUGCACAAAGCGAGGUCUGUACAGAAAUAAUUUGUUGAUCGGUGUGGAAGAACUUGACUGGCCUGCACAGAGCCUUGACCUCAACCCCAUUGAACACCUUUAGGAUGAAUUGGAAAGCCGACUGUGAGCCAGGAUUAAUCGGCCAACAUCAGUGCCCGACCUCACUAAUGUUCUUGUGGCUGAAUGGAAGCAAGUCCCUGCAGCAAUGUUCCAACAUCUAGUGGAAAGCCUUCCCAGAAGAGUGGAGGGGAAACCAACUCCAUAUUAAUGCCCAUGAUUUUGGAAUGAGAUGUUUGACGAGCAGGUGUCCACAUACUUUUGGUCAUGUAGUCUCUCUCUCACUGACUCACACUCACAGGUAUGGUGGAGAUGAUUCCCCAGGCUGAGACUCUGAGGAAGAUCCAGGGGGAACAUGGAGUGACUGGUUCCUUUAAGGACCGCCCCCUUGCUGACUGGCUACAGAAACACAACCCCACAGAGGAUGAGUAUGAGAAGGUACAGUCAGACACAUGUGCACACAUGCACAAACUAUCACUCACUCACUCAAGCGCCCGCUCUCUCAACCUCACACAAACACUCUCUCAUUGUACACACUGUGACCUGUAACCUCUGACCCUGUGCUGUGUCAUGCUAGGCUGUGGAGAACUUCAUCUACUCGUGCGCAGGCUGCUGCGUGGCCACCUACAUCCUGGGUAUCUGUGACCGCCACAACGACAACAUCAUGCUGAAGACCAGCGGUCACAUGUUCCACAUCGACUUUGGCAAGUUUUUGGGACAUGCCCAGAUGUUUGGCAACAUCAAACGGUGAGCUCGGGAGGCAGAGAGGGCGCUGGGAAAUAUAUGCCCAACUUCAAUUUCAAAUCUAGCCGUAGUCGCUAUUGCUAGGACAGAGGAACGCAACUUUUACCACUGUGUCUUUGUUUUUUGCUUAGUGUUUUUCUGAUUGGCAGACAGACACAGAUGGUUCUGUUCCUACUGGUAGAGACCGAUGGCCCUGUGUUCUGAUUGGUAUUUAUCUGUGUGUGUUUGUGAUUGGCAGGGACCGUGCUCCGUUUGUGUUCACCUCUGACAUGGCCUAUGUCAUCAACGGCGGAGACAAACCUUCCAGUCGUUUCCAUGACUUUGUGGACCUGUGCUGUGAAGCCUACAACCUCAUCCGCAAACACGCACACCUUUUUCUCAACCUACUAGGACUGGUACGUAUACAUACACACACGUGUGCGUGCACGAACGCACACAUGCACACACACUGAUGUCUCCCUAUGUGACCUGUGUAGAUGUUGUCGUGUGGCAUCCCUGAGCUGUCAGACCUGGAUGAUCUGAAGUAUGUCUACGACGCCCUGAGACCUCACGAGUCUGAGGCUGAUGCCACCAUGUACUUCACCAGGUACACACCAUCACACACACACACACACACACACACAAACUGUAUAUUCUAUAUAGACUUACAGUAUAAUCCGUAUAGUCAUAGAGUAUGUUGUCUCUCUCUCUCUCUCUCUCUCUCUCUCUCUCUCUCUCUCUCUCUCUAUGUGUGUGUCUGUCUCUCGCUCUCGCUCUCUCUCUCUCUGUCUGUCUCUCGCUCUCUCUCUCUGUGUCUCUCUCUCUGUGUCUCUCUCUCUCUCUCUCUCUGUGUCUGUCUCUCUCUCUCUCUGUGUCUGUCUCUCUCUCUCUCUCCCUGUCUCUGUGUCUGUCUCUCUCUCUCUCUCUCUCUGUGUGUUGCUGUCUCUCGCUCUCGCUCUCUCUCUCUCUGUCUGUCUCUCGCUCUCUCUCUCUGUGUCUCUCUCUCUGUGUCUCUCUCUCUGUGUCCUCUCUCCUCUCUCUGUCUCUCUCUCUGUCUGUCUCUCUCUUCUGUCAUCGUCUCUUGUCUGUCUGUCUCUUCUCUCUCUCUCUGUGUCUGUCCUCUGUAUCUUUAUCUCGGUGCGUCUGAGUCUCUCUCUCGUACUCCUCUCCUCUCCUCUCUCUCAUCUCUCUCUCUCUCUUUCCUCUCUUUCUCUCUCUCUCUCUCUUUUUCUCUCUCUCUCUCUUUUUCUCUCUCUCUGUCCCUCUCUAGGUUGAUAGAGUCCAGUCUGGGCAGUGUUGCAACUAAGUUGAACUUCUUCAUCCAUAACUUGGCCCAGAUGAAGUUUGCCUCAUCCGAGGAGCAUCCUGUCCUCUCCUUUGCCCCUCGGGUUUACACCCUCAAGACUGACGGACUCAUCCUCAACCUCUUUGUCUGCCGACACAUACGAACUUACAGCUCAAGCAAAGGAUACGUAAGUCUACAGUCAUACACACCUACAGUCCUAGUAAAUUACACCUAUGUAAAUCUACAGUUACAUGUACACAUAGGCCCAGCAAGGGAUAUGUCCACUAUACUACAUACGCACAUACAGGCCCAGCAAAUUAUACAAGAAUUCCUAAGUCUACAGUCAUAUGUUAUACUACGUAUACACAUACAGCCCCAGAAAAUUAGUGCUAUGUAAGUCUACAGUUACCCACACACAUAUGCACCUACACUUUAGUAUAAGCCCAGCAACAAAUACAAAAGACAAACCGUCUCUCCCUAACCCUAGCCCACAGCCUCCGUAAAGGAUACAUCAUGUAAGGGUAGAGUCAUGUAAGAUCAAGUAUAUAGUGUGUCUCUCCCCAGGCAUUUGUGGUGAAAGUUGAGCGAGAGGGCCAGCAGGGGUCAGUGUUGGUCCAGAGGAGCUUUGAGGAGUUCUAUGAAUUACACAGUAAACUACGCCUCAUCUUCCCCUCAUCCAAACUACCCAGGUAACACACGCACGCACACACACUGAUCAUGUACAGAUCAUCACCCUUCUCUUGAAACAACAACAGUAACUAAAACUAGUAAUAGAGGAAUAGUAAUAUUAGUGAUAAUAAUUGGAGUCUAAAUAACUGUAGGAAGUGAUGUCACUGGUAUCUAUCUGUAACUAUCCACCUCAUUUUCGAACACUUUUAAAACACGGAAGCCAAACGCAGCAACUAUGGAUACAACUUACUCCGCGCUCGUGCAUUAUCAUAAUUCAUAUGCGCACCACUAGAAAUCCCUGCAUUAGCAUGUUUCUGUUAGCUGAGACAGUAUAUUACUGUCUUGCUAAUGUGUUUGGACCUUGUAAACUGCCGUGAAAACCCCCAUAAUUGAUCCAAAUGGUUUCCCAAUCAGGCAGGCUAGAUACAGUUAUUUUGAAAUGAACAUGCAUUAAAAAUGGCAGGCUUUUGAGCGGUUAUUCAAAUGACAGGCUAUUCACUGCAGUCUACAGCCUAGACUAGAGUUUUUUACUCACUUGAAAACAAUAAUAAAAUUCUUCAUGACAUUGUUGUUGUAGCCUAGGUAGGAUACAUUUCUUGUCCCUAAAAAACUGAAACAAUAGGGUAGGUUUUCCAGCCUGUCUGUCGUCAUUGUUCUGUUGCGCAAUUACGCACCUGGCCUUUUUCGCUGCCACAGGUAUUCCUUUUCAUUAUUGUGAAGUCCCAGGAUAAGCCAGACUACAAAAGCUUGUUGGACACCUAUUUCGCCUUCUUUUCUUUAGCCUACUAAUAGCCUAUUGGAGGAGCGACGCAUGCUUGCUCUUGCUUGCUGAAUGUAAAAUAGGCUACAGCAUUAAGAACAGGGAGUUGUAAAGGAGAAGCCCAUAUUUUACUAUAGUAGGCCUAUCUUCACACCGGGCUACAUCCUGACAAAAUAUAUCAUAUGAGUGGCCUGCUAAUGUACCUUUCUAAACCUUCUAUACUGUCGACAAUAGACCCAAACUGAUCCAAAUAGUUGCAUGAUCAGGCCUAGGCUGUUGGCCUAUGCAGUUAUUUCAGCAUGUGCGGUUAUUCAAAUUAGCCUACAUCACUUCAGUUUACGGCCUAUGGACAAUAAUUGUGUAUUCACUUGAUAACAAUAAUAAAUUCCUCAUUGCACUGUUGUUGUAGCCCAGGUAUAAUAAUUGUAUUGUCUAAAAACAUAGGCCUAGGCCUAAUCAAUAGUGGAUCUUUGCAUGCCUGGGGACCACAGAGCACAGCCUGAAGGAACGCGCUACAGAGCUGCCAUUUCAUAAUCUGUCAACUUAUUUGUCUUGCACUUUGACAGGUAAAUAUUUAGCCUAUAGCCCUAAUAUUUAGCUAAUAAUUAGCCUAAUAUCUAGCUAAUAUUUAGCUUCUUACUUCGGCUACACAUCACUAGACUCUCUUCCAGCUGUUUCCGUGCGCAACAGGCUAUUGGCUAUGCAAUCCUCUCCACAAUAGGCCAUUCCUCUUAUUGUGAAGUCCCAGGAAAAGCUAUAGGCUACAAAAGAUACAGUAGGACAUUUAUUUUCAUCAUUUUUUAUACUACGCCUAAUAGCCUAUUCGGGGGAAGAAGAAGGCUUGCUCUUGCUAAUUGCUGAAUGUGAAACAGGCCUACAGCAUAGAAAAUGAAUGUCUGGGAAAGUUUAGGAGAGAGUGCAUUGGUGUGAUCACUUUUGGAUGGUUAUGAUAACAUUGUUGCACUGAUGCAUUGCAAAUAGUGGCACAGGACGUACAGAGAUGAGCACAGGGAAAAAUAAGAACCAAAGGAAUUUACAACCAUUAGAAAAAUGGAAAUCACUUCGAACCACUUGAGCAAUGAGGCAAUGACAUGCUGUAAAAGAUACAGGCUAAACAACGUUUGUUGUUGAAUUGCUACAUUUGAAUACACUACUGUUAAAAAGUUUGGGUUCACUUAGAAAUGUCCUUGUUUUCAAAAGAAAAGCAAUUUUUUUGUCCAUUUUAAAAUAACAGCACAUUUAUCAGAAAUACAGUGUAGACAUUCUUAAUGUUGUAAAUGGCUAUUGUAGCUGGAAACGGCUGAUUUAAAAAAUAAAAAUAAAAAAAAAUAAUGGAAUAUCUACAUAGGCGUACAGAGGGCCAUUAUCAGCAACCAUCAGUCCUGUGUUCCAAUGGCAAGUUGUGUUUGCUAAUCCAAGUUUAUCAUUUUAAAAGGCUAAUUGAUCAUUAGAAAACUAUUUUGCAAUUAUGUUAGCACAGCUGAAAACUGUUGUGCUGAUUUAAAGAAGCAAUAAAACUGCCCUUCUUGAGACUAGUUGAGUAUCUGGAGCAUCAGCAAUUGUGGGUUUGAUUACAGGCUCAAAAUGGCCAGAAACAAAUAACUUUCUUCUGAAACUCGUCAGUCUAUUCUUGUUCAGAGAAAUGAAGGCUAUUCCAUGCGAGAAAUUGCCAAGAAACUGAAGAUCUCGUACAACGCUGUGUACUACUCGCUUCACAGAACAGCGCAAACUGGAUCUAACCAGAAUAGAAAGAAGAGUGGGAGGCCAAGGUGCACAACUGAGCAAGAGGACAAAUACAUUAGUGUCUAGUUUGAGAAACAGACGCCUCACAGGUCCUCAACUGGCAGCUUCGUUAAAUAGUACCCGCAAAACACCAGUCUCAACGUCAACAGUGAAGAGGCGACUCCGGGAUGCUGACCUUCUAGGCAGUUGCAAAGAAAAAGCCAUAUCUCAGACUGGCCAAUAAAAAGAAAAUAUUAAGAUGGGCAAAAGAACACAGACACUGGACAGAGGAAGAUUGGAAAAAAGUUUUAUGGACAGACGAAUCGAAGUUUGAGGUGUUCGGAUCACAAAGAAGAACAUUUGUGAGACGCAGACCAAAUGAGAAGAUGCUGGAGGAGUGCUUGAUGCCAUCUGUCAAGCAUGGUGGAGGCAAUGUGAUGGUCUGGGGGUGCUUUGGUGGUGGUAAAGUGGGAGAUUUGUACAGGGUAAAAGGGAUCUUGAAGAAGGAAGGCUUUCACUCCAUUUUGCAACGCCAUGCCAUACCCUGUGGACGGCGCUUGAUUGGAGCCAAUUUCCUCCUACAACAGGACAAUGACCCAAAGCACAGCUCCAAACUAUGCAAUAACUAUUUAGGGAAGAAGCAGUCAGCUGGUAUUCUGUCUAUAAUGGAGUGGCCAGCAUAGUCACCGGAUCUGAACCCUAUUGAACUGUUGUGGGAGCAGCUGGACCGUAUGGUACGUAAGAAGUGCCCAUCAAGCCAAUCCAACUUGUGGGAGGUGCUUCAGGAAGCAUGGGAUGUAAUCUAUUCAGAUUACCUCAAAAAAUUGACAACUAGAAUGCCAAAGGUCUGCAAGGCUGUAAUUGCUGCAAAUGGAGGAUUCUUUGACGAAAGCAAAGUUUGAAGGACACAAUUAUUAUUUCAAUUAAAAAUCAUGAUUUCUAACCUUGUCAAUGACUACAUUUCCUAUUAAUUUAGCUAUAUUUCCUAUUCAAACUCAUUUCAUGUAUGUUUUCAUUGAAAACAAGGACAUUUCUAAGUGACCCCAAACUUUUGAACAGUAGUGUACAUAUUUUUCAUUAGGCCUACAUGUACAUUGAAGUAUUAUUUGCUGUUGUCACUAUGACAAUGAACACACCCUGAAAGCACUGAAUGGUCUGAACCAGUAUCUGUGUGUAGAGACCUCAUGAAUGGUCUUGUGUUAUCACCUUAUUAUAGGCAGUGUGCAGUGGGAUGUGUUGAUAAUUUGAUUGACAGGUGUAGUACAGUAGAACGAUAAACUAUAAAUGUUCCUCUUGUGUGGAUGCUCACCAACGUUUUAUAGUUAUGUAGCCUAUAGUUUAUCAUUAUAAUUAUCAUUAUAGUUAUUGGCUUGGUGGAUGGCCCGGGCCUUAACUCUGACACAAUACAACUAACGUUAUUAUCACAACAGAACUAGCCUACUAGUAGGUCUAGCUAACGUUAGCGAACUUGAAUGAAAUAAAUAUAAAAUUACACUUAUACUCUAUAAAUUGACUUUCAAAUAAUUUCCUCUGGCAAGUUUGCCACCGGCGCUGCAGUAGGGAAGUAAAGCGGAAGUGGAAUCUAUCACUUCCGUUGUUUGGCUGUGCCCAUAGCAACGAUCGAAAAUGAGGUGGAUAUUAACUAUCUGUAACUGUAAAGUGAAAUCAUGACAAUGUCCUUUGAUGCCCCUCCCAGUUUCCCCAGCCGGUUUUUGAUUGGGCGGUCUCGAGGAGAGGCGAUGGCUGAUAGGAGGAAAGACGAGCUCAAUGGAUAUGUCUGGCAUCUGGUGCACGCUGCGCCCGAGGUCGCCCAGGUAACCAGUCAACUCUGACCUUUGGGUUCAGGCACUCAGUGACCCCUGUUGUGUGUCUGCCACUCUAUUUAAAUAUCUAUUUAAAGCACUGUGUUACCACUACAUUCACUAGACCAGGGGUUCUCAAACCUCUCCUUGGGACUCCCAGACAUGAUUACCUUACCUGAUUUACCUAGUCAGGUGUUGACUCCGUUCAAUCAGGUGUGCUAACUCUGGAAUAGAUCAAAUACAUGGAAUGACUGGGUGUCCCAGAGUAAAGGUUUGAGAACCACUGCACUAGACUGACCAUGAAUGUCAUCCUAAUGCUGUAUUAACAGUUCAUUUAUAAUGUAAAUUACUAUAUGAAACUGCUGUAAGUGUUAGUGUACUACUUAUAUAACUGUCAGUUAUUUAUGUGCAUGGACACACGCUCAUUAAAGUGGAGGCAGAAUGAUCUGUGUGGAGUCAGUCUGUAUGUGUCUGUGGUUUCAGUAUGACUGGAGAGUUUCUUAGAAUUCAGCCCCUCCCUUUUAGAAGAAGCCACACAUCAGUGUUACAGCCUUAGACACACACACACACAAUCUGUCAGGGUGGGUACUGUAGUCCCAUUCCAGAACUGUACAAUCUGUCAGGGUGGGUACUGUAGUCCCAUUCCAGAACUGUACAAUCUGUCAGGGUGGGUACUGUAGUCCCAUUCCAGAACUGUACAAUCUGUCAGGGUGGGUACUGUAGUCCCAUUCCAGAACUGUACUACUGCCUCUGAUUGCUGACAAACUUCCCUCCACACACACGGCUCCACUUCCACGUCAAACUAAAACACAAGCUAGAACUGCUAGCGCUCCCAUUUAUUUUCUUCAGUUUGGAAAUGGCGCCCACAGUGUUGGUGUGAGUUGAUGUUCCACCUAGGAAUUAAUUAGGUGGAACAUCUGUCAUAUUGUUGUUUUCUGUCAUUAACUGAAUGUACCCUUCCUCCUCCUCCUCUCUUCCCAUCUCUCUCUUUGUCUCUCUUUAUCUCUCUCUAUCUCUGUUUCUGUCUUUCUGUCUCUCUCUUUCUGUCUCUCUUUAUCUCUCUAAGUGUGACCUCAUCUACACUUUCUUCCAUCCACUGCAAAGAGACGAGAAACCUGGAACAGUAGUGAACACACUGCAGAGCAAACCUGCAGGUACACACCCACACACUCAGUGUGUGAUUCAUCAGGUGACUCACUGAGAGGAGAUGGUUAUCGAUUGGAACCAUUAUUUGAAUGACAUGUAAUGCACAGCAUGUAGGCACAGGGUUAAGUUUAUCACUUACUAAAACAAACUCACACCCACCCACACACACACAGCAGAGUCCAGUGUAUCGAGCCCGUGACACACACUCUGUGUCCUUGGUGACCGGAAUAGGAGCCUAUGUGAUAAAGUAACCAAUCACAGACAUUUUACAUUUACAUUUUAGUCAUUUAGCAACGUUUAUGAGUUAGGGGUUACAGGUUAAUGGAACUCCAGAUUUCAAUCUGGCUGAUUGGCUCUCUAAUGAAGAUGGAUCUACAGCACAUACAGUACAUAGGUAUACAGUCACCUAUCUCAGUAGAUCCAGCCCUCCCUCCUCCCUGGGCCGUCACACACACAAACACAAUACAUGUACACACACCUCCUGCCACUAUAAACACACACACAUACACUCAUACUGUAUAGCCUUAUUAAAAUCCUACAUUGAGCUUUAAACUCAUUCUGCUAUAAUCACAUGCGCCGUCUCUGUUUGUCUCUCUCCCCCACCUGCAGAGAUCUGUUGGGCUCCGGUCUCAGGCAAAGUGGUAGGAGAGGUCAAGCUCUCCAUCUCCUACAAGAGUGACAAGCUCUUCAUCAUGGUCAUGCACAUACGAGGCCUGGUGAGUGUGCAUGUGCAUGCAUUGUGUGUGUGCGUGCGCGUGUAUGUUCAGCAUGCUGAUUGAGAAUGUAAUGCUGUUGAAGAUUUCUACUGUAGACUGUUAUUGAGGAUAUACUGACUAUCCUUCCCCCUCUGUCUUUCCUAGCAACCCUUGCAGGAAGGGACAGACCCUGACCCCUAUGUCAAGCUGUACCUCCUCCCAGACCCCCAGAAAACCAGCAAGAGGAAGACCAAGGCCGCGCGCCGCACCUGUAACCCCACCUACAAUGAGAUGGUGAGAUCUAGUUGAUGUGUGACUGUGUAUGUAACUUUGUGUAUCUCUUCUGUCCCUGUAGUUGGUGUAUAACUCUGUAUGUCUCAUCUCUCUCCCUGUAGUUGGUGUAUAACUCUGUAUGUCCCUUCUCUCUCCCUGUAGUUGGUGUAUAACUCUGUAUGUCCCUUCUCUCUCCCUGUAGUUGGUAUAUGACCGUAUCCCUCGUGGAGACCUACAGCAGAGGGUGAUCCACCUGCGGGUACUGGGGGAUGGUGCAUUCUGGGAAAACACCCUGCUGGGCGAGGUCUUCAUCCCCCUGAAGACCCUGACACCCGGACAGUGCUGGGCAGACUGGCACCAACUGGGCACGCCCAGCACCGACUCCACACACUGA
Messenger RNA from Coregonus sp. 'balchen', 63471 nucleotides. The record is from the annotation of a GenBank genome assembly. Lineage: Eukaryota; Metazoa; Chordata; Actinopteri; Salmoniformes; Salmonidae.